Molecule: messenger RNA, 48081 nt
Organism: Plutella xylostella (diamondback moth)
Lineage: Eukaryota; Metazoa; Arthropoda; Insecta; Lepidoptera; Plutellidae
Source: RefSeq, a predicted model, not a curated record
GCGCGGGCUCACCACUAUCCGCUAACUAUUCGCAAUCGACCGACGUCUUGGUUGCUGGACUUGGGUUAUAAUGACUUGACUUCUGCUAAAUGAACCCGUGGACUAGUAUAAGAAUUUCGAAGUGGCGUUAUUAUUUAAUUUUGGGAGCGCGCCGAAACGACCUCUGUUGAGAUAGAGGACUUGCAGCGUCGAGUGAGAGUUUUUUUGUGUUCGUGCUGGAGGAGCAGCGGGCGGCGAUGGAGAAGCAGUCGCGCUGGUCGGAGCAGCGCGUGGAGCAGCGCGUGGAGCAGCGCGAGCAGCGCACGCAGCAGCGCACGGAGCAGCACUUCACGCGCCAGCUGGUGACGCAGCAGCGGGUUGAGAGAUCAGGGGAGCACUUACCGAUCACUUCAGGUAGGGCUGGCGACCCUUCACCGCCCAUUUUCGAACAGAUAUUCAAGAAUGCAAGAUUCGCACAAGGAGGCAAUGCUAAAUUCGAAGGAAAACUUAGAGGGAACCCCACUCCUGUCGUAUCGUGGACGAGGAAGAAGGCCCCCUUAGUAGAAUGCAAUAAGUAUAGUAUGAGUUACAAUGAGCAGACAGGGGACGUGUCCCUGCUGAUCAAGCAGAUCGGGCCCGGCGACGAGGGCGAGUACACCUGCACGGCCCGCAACCAGUACGGAGAGGCGAUCUGCUCCGUCUACAUCCAGCCGGAGGGCGUGGCGCUGCCGGCGCAGCAGUCGCACGCGCAGAGCAGCUACAGCCACCACAGCGAGACUGUCCAACACAAAGCGUAUGCCACGCAACAAGGAUACUCUUCCGAGCAAAGUCGCCAGUCCCAACAGAAGACUUCCUACACUAAUGGAGCAGACUCCAUUGAAGAUUUUAAGGUGGACACGUUUGAAUACAGAUUAUUAAGGGAAGUAUCUUACAGGGAAACAAUAACACGAAGGUACAUUGGAGAAACUGACGUCCAGAUCUCAACAGAAAUCGACCGAACAUUGGGCCCAGUUGCGCCGCCGAAGGUAGCGCAGAAACCACGCAACUCCAAAUUGCAGGAAGGUGCUGAUGCCCAAUUCCAGGUCCAACUGUCUGGUAAUCCCAAGCCUCGUGUCACGUGGUUUAGAAAUGGACAAAGAAUAGUCAACUCGAACAAACACGAAAUUGUAACUACUCAUAAUCAAACUACACUUAGAGUGAAUAAUACACAGAAAAGUGAUGGUGGCCACUACACAUUAUUGGCUGAAAAUCCUAAUGGAUGCAUUGUUACAUCGGCAUAUCUUGCUGUAGAAUCUCCUCAAGAAACAUAUGUGCAGGAUCACAAAUCUCAGUAUUUAAUGGAUACUCAACAAUUACAGACUGAAGAAAGAGUAGAAGUAAAUGAAAAAGCUCUCGCUCCGCAAUUCGUAAAGGUCUGCCAAGACCGUGACAUCACGGAAGGUAAGAUGACGCGAUUCGAUUGCCGCGUCACAGGCAGACCUUACCCAGAAGUUACGUGGUUCAUUAACGAUAAACAAAUUAUAGACGAUUAUAAUCAUAAGAUCUUAGUCAAUGAGUCAGGAAAUCACGCUCUUAUGAUUACAAACGUACAACGAAGUGAUAGUGGUAUGGUGACUUGUAUAGCACGAAACAAGUCAGGCGAAGCAUCGUUCCAGUGUCGGUUGAAUGUUUUGGAAAAGGAACAAGUGGUUGCUCCAAAAUUCAUCGAACGCUUCAGCACAUUAAGUGUACGCGAAGGAGAACCAGUUUCGCUUAAUGCUCGUGCUAUUGGCACUCCCAUACCAAGGAUUACAUGGCAGAAGGACGGUGUCCAAGUUAUACCCAAUCCAGAAUUACGAAUCAACAUCGAGGGUGGAGCCUCGUCGCUGGAUAUUCCGCGAGCCAAGGCGUCGGAUGCGGCAUGGUAUCAGUGCACAGCCCAGAACGUCGCAGGUUCCACCGCUACUCGGGCGCGGCUCUACGUGGAAGUACCGAAAGAGCCGCCUCCAGAGCAGAAGCGUCUGCAUCUACCGCGCCCAACCAGAAUUAUCGAACCAGAGCCAGCGCCUGGUCCAGAAGUGAUUUACUUAAGGCACGUAGAAAGGGCACGACCUUACAUUCCUCAGGGUGAGGAAGACCGGGUUUAUCCUCCGCCACAGUUUAUUGUGCCCCUUCAGAGCAUAACGCAAAUGGAAGGUGGUAAAGUACACUUUGAAACCAGGAUAGAGCCUGUUGGCGACCCAACUAUGAAGGUAGAAUGGUUGAGGAACGGAAGAAGCAUCGAAGCAAGUUCAAGGUUUACAUCAAUAUUCCGAUUUGGAUACAUUUCAUUAGAUAUGCUCAGCAUCAACUUGCAAGACAGUGGUGAAUACACUUGCAGAGCAAUUAGCGCUACCGGUGCCGCUGAGACUAAAGCUGUGCUACAAGUCACACCAAGAGCGGUUAUUGAAAGAACUAGCCAACAUCCUGAAAGUUUGCAGUACAUCCAACAGUUAGAAGACUACUCGAGGUAUCAACACCAAGAGUCAGUCGAGGAACUUAGUUUGCAGAGGCCUCAGUUUAUAAGGCCACUACAUGAUCUUGGUGAAUUCCAAGAAGGUAGGAAUGCGCAUUUAGAAGCACAAAUCACUCCCGUCAGUGACCCUACAAUGAGAGUAGAAUGGUACAAGGACGGCAGGCCGAUCACAGCGAGCUCGCGAAUCACGUCAAUCUUCAACUUCGGUUACGUCUCCCUUAACAUCAUGCACCUACGGGCUGAAGAUGCAGGUUCGUACACAGUGAGAGCUGUGAACAAGGCCGGUGAAGCUGUUAGUACUGCCAACAUCAAGGUAGCGGCUAGAAGCACAGUUACCGGAGAUCUCGGAAUACCUGAACAGCGACGAUACAUUGAAAAGACUGAACAGUUAGAAGCUUAUCAGCAACAACAGCACCAAAAGUAUUAUCAGGAAAUGCCUGAGAGCACACAAAGACCUGAAUUCAAAACUCCCAUCAAGGAUCAAAUUAACAUUAAAGAAGGAGGUUUUGCACACUUUGAAGCCCGUCUUGAACCAGUAGGAGACUCUACUCUGAGGGUCGAAUGGUUAAAAGACGGUCGCCCAGUUGAGGCAAGUUCCAGAAUCACAACAUUCUUCAACUUUGGAUAUGUAGCAUUGACAAUUAAGUCUGUAACCAUACACGAUGCUGGUCAUUACACGUGUCGUGCAUACAAUUCCUUAGGCCAGGCAACAACUAGUGCUCAUUUAACUAUUGUUACCAAGAAAGACAUAAUUGCAGAAUCACAACAUCCAGGUGGUUAUGAAAAGAUACAACAUCUUGAAGAUGCUAGUAAGUACUCCAAGAGGACUGAUGAAGAAGUAAGAGUAACACAAAAGCCACGAUUUUUGGGCCCACUCAAGGGAACAAACAAAAUUGUAGAAGGACAAAGCGCACAUUUUGAAGCGCGAGUAGAACCACAAAGUGAUCUCACAAUGACAGUAGAGUGGUACUUCAAUGGUAGACAGAUUACUACUGCCAAUAGAAUACAGACAUACCAUGACUUUGGUUAUGUCGCACUAGAUAUUUCAAGCGUACGCGCCGAAGACGCAGGGACAUACACAGUAGUUGCUAGAAACGCAGCCGGAGAAGCACAGUUAUCCGCUUCAAUGAUUGUUGAGACUCGUUCCAGCAUUGACACUUCCAGUAUUCAUCGAGGACUUUAUGAAAAGACCAGGCAAAUGGAGGAGUCUAAAUUCGUGGAACCCAUGUAUCAAAUUGAAGAGAUAUCGAAAUCAAAGCCAGUCUUUGUACAGCCUUUAUCAGAUCCUCAGCCCGUCUCAGAGGGUAAAAAUAUUCAUCUUGAGUGCAGAUUAGAGCCAAUGGGUGACCCUACAAUGAGGGUUGAAUGGUUCCAUAAUGGAAGAUCCGUUACCGUAGGAUCACGUUUCAGAACAUACUACGACUUUGGAUUUGUUGCAUUAGAUAUCAUUCAUGCAACAUCCACUGAUUCAGGAGAAUACACUGUCCGUGCUGUUAACCAUUUGGGUUCAGCACACACCUCUGCAAUGGUACGAGUAAUCGAAAGAUCUGAUAUAUUGACAGAAACACAAAACGAACAAUCUGUUGAGCAAAUACAAAUGCUUGAAGAUGCUGCAAGACGUAGCAGACAAGUACAGGAAGAUAUAACCGUCAUGCAGGCGCCACAAUUUUCAAGAGCCCUGCAUAAUAUUGAAACUGUUGAAGGUACUAAUGUACAUUUGGAAUGCCGUCUUCAGCCAGUUGGGGACCCAACCAUGAGAGUCGACUGGUUCUGCAACGGUCGGCCAAUUAAAACUGGGCACAGGUUUAGGCCAGCAUACGAAUUUGACUACGUGGCGCUCGACCUUUUGAGUGUGUAUCCAGAAGACUCAGGUGUUUACACAUGUCAAGCUACAAACCAGCUUGGUGAAGCAGUAACAUCUUGUGCUUUACGAGUUAUUGCUAAAAAGGAUUUGAUAUUUGAAUCACAGCACCCAACUGGAUUAGAAAAGAUUCAGUAUCUGGAAGAUGCAUCCCGUUACAAGAAAUCAGAAGUGAUUGACGAAUCAGUUAACAUUAAGCCACACUUCGUGACAAAACCAAAGUCGAUUGACAAUGUAGUGGAAGGCAACCACGUACACUUUGAAUGCAAGCUUGAACCAGUCACUGACCCGAACCUGAAGGUUGAAUGGUUUAAAAAUGGUCAGCCUGUCACUAUUGGACAUAGAUUUAGGCCGAUUCAUGACUUUGGCUACGUGGCUCUUGACAUAAUCGACCUAAUCGCGGAGGAUUCCGGUAUUUACACUUGCAGAGCCGUUAAUAUGAUGGGUACAGAUGAAGUAAGCUGCCGCCUGUCUUGCCGAGGCACUGCUGAUAUUGUAAGAGGUACACAAAAUGAGGCUGGGUUAGAACAAAUCCAGCACCUAGAGGACAGAUCCCGGUACCACCGUACUGAUGUCAUUGAUGAGAUGACAACGCAAGCACCAAUAUUUACAACUUCACUAAAGAACAUUGAAAUUAAGGAAGGGCAACGCGCUCACUUUGAGUGCAGAUUGAUUCCAGUAUCUGAUCCCACCAUGAAAGUAGAAUGGUAUCAUAAUAACAAACCUUUAAAGAGCGGAUCGAGAUUCACAGAAACAAAUAACUUUGGAUUUGUUGCUUUAGACAUUAUGUCAUGUUUGCCAGAGGACUCAGGUACCUAUACAUGCAGAGCAAUCAAUGCUUUGGGAGAAGCAGUUACGUCCGGAAUCGCUAUCGUACAUUCCAAAAAAUCCAUUUAUAUGGAGUCUCAACACGAAGGAGCGUUGCCAAGAUUGAACCAACUGGAAGAUACUUCAAGAUAUUCAAGACCUUUGUCUUCAGCUCAAGAACCUGAGUCUAUUACACAAGCGCCAGUUUUCACGAUGCCUAUGAAGGACAUCAGAGUAGCCGAGAACCAAGCUGCCCACUUUGAAGCUAGGCUUAUUCCUGUAGGAGACCCAAGACUACGAGUCGAGUGGCUACGUAACGGAGUUCCAAUUGAAGCUUCAAAUCGUCUGACAACUAUGCACGAUUUUGGAUACGUAGCAUUGAAUAUGAAGUAUGUAAACCCAGAAGAUUCUGGUACAUACACAUGCCGCGCAAUUAACGAACUUGGAGAAGCUGUAACAUCUUCUACAUUAUUCGUACAGUCUAAAGCAUCUUUACAAUUCGAGUCACAGCACGAGAGUGCAUUGGAGAAGAUUCAGCAACUGGAGGACACGUCGAGAUACACUCGACGGGAGGAGGUAGACAUGGACAUCAUCAACAUGCCACCUCGAUUCAUCACACAACUAAACGGACCUUCCAAGCUGAUCGAAGGCCAGAGCGCUCACUACGAGUGCCGCAUUGAGCCAUACCCAGACCCGAACAUGAGGGUAGAGUGGUACUUCAACGGAAAGGUACUGCAAAGUGGGCACCGAUACAGAACUGCCUACGACUUCGGAUUUGCAGCUCUUGAUAUCCUCACUGUAUACGGCGAGGACUCUGGCGAGUACACCUGCAAAGUAAUCAACAACUUGGGGCAGGCCACAUCGUCGAUCAAGUUGAACGUUCAAUCUAAGGAGUCUAUCAUACGGGACACGCAGCAUGAAAGCGCACUGGAAAAAAUUCAAUACCUAGAAGAUGACAGCAGGAACAGGCGUAUUGUUCGCGAUGAAAGCUUUAUUGCGGAAAAACCACAGUUCGGAAAGCCUCUAAAGAACGCUCAGGUAGCUGAGGGACACUUAGUGCACCUGGAGGCCACGCUGACUCCGGUCAAUGACCCUACGAUGCGUGUGGAGUGGUACUGCAACGGUACACCUAUUCAACAAGGUCAUAGAUUUAAGACCACAUACGACUUUGGAUACGUAGCCUUGGACAUACUGUACGCGUAUUCUGAAGACACCGGCACUUACAUGUGCAAAGCCACUAAUGCUGUCGGUGAAGCAGUAACUACAAGUUCUGUCAAAGUUGAUGCGAAAUCUGGUCUCUACUUGGAUACAUUGGAUGAACAAAGAUUAAAGAAGAUUCAAGAGUUGGAAAGCUAUGAAAGACCGAAAACAGUAGAAGAAGAGAAGCCUGGUCAGCGACCGGUAUUCUUAACUGCCCUGACAAGUCUUGAAAAUCUCAAGGAAGGUGACAGGGCUCACUUUGAGUGCAGAGUAGAACCCAUUAACGAUCCAGACCUAAAGGUUGAAUGGUUCCUGAACGGAAAGAAGAUCAGGGCCGGUCAUAGAUAUAGAACAACUCAUGACUUUGGUUAUGUUGCAUUAGACAUCCUGUACACAUAUUCUGAAGACUCCGGAACUUACAUGUGUAAAGCAACAAACAAACUAGGCGAAGCGGUUAACACAUGCACGUUGAAGGUUGCAGGGCACAGAAGCAUUAUUUUAGAUACUCAGCAUCCUAAUGGCCUUGAAAAGAUUAGGAAACUUGAAGCUCAAGGACACAGCACAAGGAUGGAAAUUGAAGAACCAACCAUCACUCCACCACUAUUUGUAACGGAGCUGAGGGGAACUACCCAUGUGUGCGAGGGCCAGACGGCUCACUUCGAAUGUCAAGUGGAACCGGUGCAUGACCCGAACUUGCGCAUUGAAUUCUACCACAAUGGUAAAGCCCUGCAAUCUGCUUCGCGAUUCCAUAUCACUUUUGAUUUUGGUUAUGUGUCUUUGGAUAUCCAGCACUGUGUGGCUGAGGAUGCAGGCGAAUACUCCGUCAAAGCUAUUAACGCUCUUGGACAAUGCACCUCUGCUAUAUCCAUGACAGUAACCGCAAAAGGCAGUAUUAUAAUGGAAUCUCAACGUCCUGAAGGAUUGGACAAAAUUCGAGAGUUAGAGUCUCACGAACCAUUCAAACGACCGGAAAUCCCAGAACCGGUUACACGACAGAGGCCAGUCUUUACACAGCCUUUGCAAAAUAUUGAUAACAUUAAAGAAGGCCAGACUGCUCAUUUCGACUGCCGCCUUAUUCCUGUUGGUGAUCCCACUCUUAAGGUAGAAUGGUUCAGAAACGAAAAGUUGAUUGAAGACAGCUCAAGAAUAACAAAGACUCACGACUUCGGUUAUGUUUCGAUGACAAUCACUCAUGUUCGUGACGAGGACGAGGGUGUCUACAUGUGCCGUGCCUCCAACUUGUUAGGAGAAGCAGUCACGACAGCAGCAAUGAAAAUAAAAACAAAUGCGGCCAUCCAAUUAGAUACCCAGCACCCUGAAGGAAUGAAACAGAUACAGCGGUUGGAGCAACCUCAGCGCGAACAUGCUGAACAACCAGAACGUGAAUUUGAGAAGCCAAUCUUUACCCAAGUACUUACUGGACCCUCUGAACUUUGGGAAGGGCAACAUGCUCACUACGAAGCCAGAGUGGUGCCUGUUGGAGACCCCAGCAUGCGCUUUGAAUGGUACAUUAACGGCGUGGAGCUCAAAAUGGGUUCAAGAUUCCGCACAACGCACGAUUUCGGAUUUGUAACUUUGGACAUAAACUCGGUAGUAGCCCAAGAUGCAGGAGUUUACAUAUGCAAAGCUAUAAACAGGGCUGGAAGUACAGUUUCAACUACUGCUCUGAAAGUUAAGACUAAAUCUACAAUUGUAGAUGAAGCCAUGAGGCCUGAGUCAUGGGAACAAAUUCAACUCAAAGAAGCUGCUAUGAACAAAGUCCCCGAGAUGUUUGUAGACACAUCCGUGCAACAAGCACCUAUCUUUACUACUCAUUUGAAGAGCUUUGACAAGCUUGUUGAAGGACAACAUGUCUAUUUAGAAGCUCAGGUAGAACCCAGGACCGAUCCAAACCUUAGGAUUCAGUGGUUCAAGAACGGAAUAUCACUAACCUCUGGUUCUAGAUUAAAGAGUGCCUUUGAUUUUGGUUUGGUAACAUUAUCCAUUAAUGGUUUGAGGAUUGAUGACUCAGGUAUUUACACAUGCAAAGCAACUAAUCUUAUGGGAGAAGCAGUAUCCACAGCUUCAGUCAAGAUUGAAGACCGUCAUUGGCUGCUUGGUGACUCAAUACACCCAGAAGCUUUAGAUAGAAUCGGGGCUUUGGAACAACCUAAGGGUACAAAACCUGAAACUCCAGAACCCGUAUAUGAAGUACCAGUAUUUAUUUCACAUCUCAAUAACAUCGUAUGCAAGGAAGGUGACAAUGUCCACUUUGAAUGCAAUGUGGAGCCAUCCAGAGAUCCAACACUGAAAGUUGAAUGGUUCUACAACAACAAGCCUCUUCCUUCUGGUUCAAGAUACAAGAGCGUGCACGAUUUUAGCUAUGUUUCUUUGGAUAUGGUUCACACUUAUGAGAAGGACUCCGGAAUAUACACAUGCAAGGCAACUAAUAGUAAGGGAUCUGCUACCACAUCUGGUUCACUAAGAUGCUCAGGUGACAAGAAUAUUUACUUAGACACACAGCACCCUCAAGGACAAGCUGGCUUAGAUGCUGUCGAACAGGCCGAAGAAGCUAGGGCUGCCAAGGGUAGAAAAUCAUCCCUUCCUGAUGCAGACUUCCCGAAACCAGAGUGGGUGGUCGAAAUAACUUCAGAACAGCAAAUUGUUGAAGGUCAAGCCCUGCACUUUGAAGGUCAAGUAGAACCUAAGAAUGAUCCUCACUUAACAAUUGAAUGGUACUUCAAUGGAAAAGCUUUGGAACAAGGAUCCAGAUUCAAACUGACAAGCGAUUUUGGUUUUGUAACGCUUGACCUUAUUGAUGUGUACGAACGGGACAGCGGAAUUUACACAUGCAAAGCAUACAACAAGAAAGGAGAAGCAUUCACUUCUUCUUCUGUGGUCUGUAUAACAAAGGAAGAUCUCAUCGAAAGAACACAACAUCCUAAGGGUACUGAAGGAUUAGAGAAGAUUCAGAACCUGGAAGAGUCUCUGAGGCGUGAGCCAGGACAAAAGCCUGAUGAUGAUUCCGGUAGAGCACCCGAAUUUGUUACAGUAUUCCAAGACAUUACAGAUAUAACUGAAGGUCAAAUAGCACAUUACGAAGCUUCCUUGAUACCUACUGGUGAUCAAAGCAUGGUCAUAGAAUGGUUCUACAAUGGCAAAUGUAUUGAAGCAAGCCAUCGAAUUCGAACAGUUUAUGCGUUCGGUAUGGUUGUUUUAGAAAUACUGGGAACUAAGAUUGCUGAUUCAGGUAUAUAUUCUUGUCGAGCUACUAACAAGUGGGGACAAGCUGAAAUCAGUGUAAAAUUAGAAUGCGUAGACAAGAGCAAAGGACAGAAACCCAAGUUCACAACACAGAUUCAAAAUAUAGCUGGACUAAAGGACGGGCAAUCGGCUCACUUUGAAUGCACAGUUGUGCCAGUCGAUGACCCAGAAUUAAAGAUAGAAUGGUACCAUAAUGGCCAACCUCUCCGUCACUCGAAUAGAAUAAAAACUGUGUCAGACUUCGGUUUCGUAGUUUUAGACAUAGCUUACACUCAAAAUCACGAUGCUGGCGAAUAUGUCUGCCGUGCAUACAACAAGUAUGGAGAAGAUUUCACAAAAGCUACCAUAGCGUGUUACGGCAGAGGAGGUGUAUUUUUAGACAGCCUUCAACCAGAUUCUUUGGCCAAGAUCAGGGAGUUAGAAAGCCUCCAUGGAGCACAACAGCAGGCACCUUCGACGCCAUCUGCUGAGCCUCCGAAGUUCAUUACACAAAUUGCUGAUGUGACUAAACUGAUUGAAGGACAGAGUGCGCAUUUCGAAGCUCGUCUUACUCCAGUUGAUGAUCCUGACCUAACAGUUGAAUGGUUCUACAACGGCAAAAAGUUACCUCAUGGACACAGAUACAGAACAUUCCACGAUUUUGGUAUCGUUAUCUUGGACAUUCUCUACUGUUACGAAGAAAAUUCAGGCGUUUAUGAAUGCGUGGCUACUAACAAGUUAGGAAGAGACUCUACCAAGGCUACGUUAAAAUGUGCAUCGAAAGAAAGUUUGAUCCUGGACUCGCAACUACCGCGGGGCAUGGAAGGAGGUUUAGAAAAGCUUCAAACUUUAGAAGAUUCCAUGAUUCGAAGGACGGAUGUCACGAAAGAAGAAGAGCGUGGAAAAGCUCCGAUGUUUACUGUUCCAUUAUCAAAUAUUGAUAACUUGAGGGAAGGAGAGAAUGCUCAUUUCGAAGCGCGUCUGAUACCAACGGAUGACCCCAACUUAAAGGUGGAAUGGUAUUGGAAUGGAAAGUCACUCAAAGCUGGAUCAAGAUUCAGGACCUUCUGCGACUUUGGAUUUGUUAUUCUUGAAAUAUCACCAACAUACCCCGAGGAUUCCGGUGAAUACUCUUGCAGAGCUUACAACAACUACGGCGAGGCGGUUACCACCGCAUCUAUGAAAGUAACCGGUAAACGGAACAUUAUUUUGGAAUCACAAUUGCCGAAGGGUAUGGAAGGAACGAUUGACAAAAUUGCUGCUUUGGAAGGAUACAAUGCGGUCGUGGAUCGUACGGGCCCUGAGGAAGAAGGUGGUAGCCCUCCAGAAUUCACAACAACGCCUUCUGAUUUGAUUCUGGCAGAAAACUCUUCAGCUCACUUCGAAUGCCGUUUGAUUCCAAUUAAUGACUCUAGUAUGAGGGUGGAAUGGUUCCAUAACGGAAAGCCACUCUUGACUGGAUCUAGGGUCAAGACUAUUAACGAUUUUGGUUUCGUCAUUCUUGAGGUGGCUGGAGUCUACCAACGAGAUGCUGGUCUUUACACUUGCAAGGCCACCAACCGCCACGGAGAAGCCACUGUUUCCUGUAAAUUACAAGUUAAGGGUAGACAGGGCAUUGUUCUAGAACCGCAGCUACCAUCUCAUUUCAAAUCUGGAACCGAGAGCAUCCAAAAACUCGAGGAAACUUUACAUAAGCGAGAGGAGCUGACAUUGGAAGAUGAAAAACCAAAUCCACCAAAAUUCAUAGUCGAGAUAAAGGACAACAUUGAUAUACCAGAAGGAGGACCAAUACACUUCGACUGUCGCGUUGAGCCCGUUGGCGAUCCAUCUAUGAGAAUUGACUGGUUCCAUAACGGCAGGCCGUUUGCGACUGGUUCUCGAGUUCACAUGCUCAACGAUUUUGGAUUUAUUGCUUUGGACAUCGAUUACAUUUAUGCCCGCGAUUCUGGUGAAUACACAUGCCGAGCCACCAACAAGUGGGGCUCAGCUACUACAACUGCUAAAAUAACUUGCAGCGCGAAACGCGAUAUCGUAUUAGAAUCUCAACUCCCACAGGGUAUGAGUGGAGAGAAAAUUAAAGAACUAGAAAGAGGAAAAAUCAGUGACGCUCCUGUUGAAGACAAAGUGGUAAACACGCCACCCAAGUUUAUUACACAAAUUCAAUCUCAUACGGUAGAAGAAUCAGAAGGUGUUCGGUUCGAAUGCAGAGUAGAACCGAAAGAAGAUGCAAAACUUCGCAUUGAAUGGUACCGCAAUGGAAAAUUGCUACCAUCUGGUCACCGUUACCGCACAGUGUAUGACAUGGGUUUUGUUUCCCUUGACAUUUUAUACGUGUACGCUGAAGAUUCUGGCGAGUACAUCUGUCGCGCCGUCAAUGACUUUGGAGAAGAUAUGACGCGUGGAACCAUAUCCUGCAAACAACUGCCGGAUAUUAUACUGCAGAACCAGGUACCUCGUGGUAUGAAGAAGUCAGAAGCUUUAACACAGAUGGAGGCGACGAUAAAAAAAUACACUUCUGAAAUUCAUCUCACUGAAGAUGAUCUUUACGAUGUUGACAAAAAACAACCUCCACGCUUUGUUACUCAGAUCGUGAGUCAGACUACGUUAGUAGAAAUGGAAACCACUAAAUUUGAAUGUCAACUUUCACCUGUCGGUGAUCCAAACAUGAAGGUGGAAUGGUUCUUUAACGGAAAACCGUUACUGCACAAGAAUCGCUUCACACCGAUCUACGACUUUGGAUAUGUAGCCAUGAACUUCGGCUGGGUAUAUCCCGAGGACAGUGGCGAAUAUGUUUGCAGAGCCACAAACUUAUAUGGUAUGGAUGAAACGAGAGCCAUAAUUAAGACUGCCGGCAAACCUGGUAUCGUAUACGACUCUCAACUGCCUAAACACAUGAAGAGCAUAGAAAAGAUUAGAGAGAUGGAAGCAUCUUGGCAAGUUGUUCCUGAACAACCACCGGAUGAUAUCAAAGCUCGUUGCGCGCCUGUGUUUGUCAGCAGACCUGACCCAUGCACUGUGGAAGAAGGCGAAUGGGCACGUUUCCAGUGCCGCGUAACAGGACAUCCUAAGCCAAGAGUUAUGUGGGUCAUCAACGGAAACACUAUUGUCAAUGGAUCAAGAUACAAACUGACGUAUGAUGGCAUGUACCACUUCGAUAUACCUAAGACGAGACAAUACGAUACUGGAAAGAUUGAAGUCAUCGCCAGGAGCUCUGCAGGUGAAGCCGUAGCAGCUACUGAGCUGAAGGUCAUCCCAAGACACGAUGAUUACCGAGGUGUACUCAAGAAUGCGCCACGACCUUGGUAUGAUGAAUCUACUCAGUACCAGCGAACUGACACGGAAUUAGAAAAGACCUUUGAAGAGAGGCAAACAUUGCAACGUCAGGGAGUUAUAGAUCAUAGGCCCGAGUUAAAGGCAAAGGUCAUUAAAGAGCCAGAAACUGAAUGGCAACAAUCUGUAAAGAAGAAGAAGAGGGAAGAGUAUUACAACAAGCUACAGGAAUUAGAAAACGAACAGGUUAUUAAGGAAAGUAGGCACAGGGAAUCUACUCACCAAUAUGCCAUACCCGGGGAAAAGGUUGUCAGCAGCUCAGUUGCGAAAGGAAUGGCUCAGAAAUAUCAGAGUAGCUUAGAGCAAUCUGAAGAAGUCCAAGAAACACAACAAAAAGUGCAAAAGAAGGUUAAGAAGCCAAAGAUACCUGAUCCUUCAGAAUCCACAGUUCAUGGAAAAGAGGUUCAUGUCGCUAAGCAAAAGCAAAUACAAAAGGAAGUCGUUGGUGACACUGAGAUAACUCGUAAAAUUACGUCCACCGAAACUACGGAAGUGGAACACAAAGCUCAAACUCAGGAACGAGUGGUCGAAGGACCGGUAAAGCCGAGCAAGCCUCCAGUGUUCACAAAGAAGAUGCAACCGUGCCGAGUAUUUGAACAGGAACAGGCCAAAUUUGAAGUUGAAUUUGAUGGAGAUCCACUUCCCACUAUUAAGUGGUACAGAGAAAACUUCCCGAUCAAAAAUUCACCUGACUUCCAAAUUCACACAUUCAGCACCAAAUCUGUGUUGAUCAUACGUCAAGUUUUCCUGGAAGACUCAGCGGUAUUCGCGGCUGUAGCAGAAAACCGAGGUGGUACUGCCAAAUGUAGCGCCAACUUAGUAGUUGAAGAACGAAGGCGCCAGGGUAGAGGCGGCGUAAUUCCACCAAGCUUCACAUUGACAGCUCAAAGUGUUAACGUAACUGCUAGUCAACUAGUAAGAUUUGAUACUAAAGUGACUGGAACGAAGCCUAUUGAUGUAUAUUGGCUAAAGAAUGGGAAGAAGAUCCAACCUGAUAUCAGGAAUAAAAUUUUAGAUGAAGAUGGCACAUACACUCUUUUGAUACUCGAAGCAUACCCGCAAGACUCAGGAAAAUAUGAAUGUGUAGCCAUCAACAGCGCUGGUGAGGCUCGGUGCGACGCUGAGUGCUACGUUAACGCUCCUGCCACAAAAGAGAAGCCAAAAUCUCAAUCGAAGGCUGCCAACUCACCCCCAGAAAUUAUUGAGCCACUAAAAGAUAAAGUAGUAGCUGAGGGGCAAGGUAUUGAGUUUAGCUGCAAAAUUGUAGGCAAACCAACUCCUACUGUGCAAUGGUAUAAGGGUGAAAAUCUGAUUAAGCCCUCAAAAUACUUCCAAAUGUCAAGAGCAGCCGAUGAAUAUACUUUACGUAUAUCGGAAGCGUUCCCAGAAGACGAAGGAGACUACAAGUGUGUCGCUUACAACUCCGCCGGCCGUGUGACUGGGGCAGCCAAGCUGAAGGUAUCUCAACCGGACCAGGCCGAUAUCCUUCCCACCCUGACGCCAUUACGCGACGUCGUCGUCAACGAGGGGCAGCCUGCUCAGUUCAAGACCAACAUCACCAGCAAAAUCAAGCCGACCAUCCAGUGGCUUCGCGAAGGUGCACUAAUCCCAGAGACACCAGAUUUUCAGAUGAUCCAUGAGGGCAACAACGCGGUGCUGUUGAUCGGCAACACGUACGAGGAGGACUCGGGCACGUUCACCUGCCGCGCCACCACCGCCGCCGGCCAGGUCGAGUCCUCGGCUAAACUAGUCGUCAAAAAGUCACGAACUGUCAUUUCAAAGAAAAUUUAUCAGAAUGGAACCGCCGUUAAAGAGAACGGAUCUCAAAUGCAACAAACAAAAAGUACGUCAUUAUAUCAAAGCACCGAUGAGUCAAAUAUCUUGAACAUACAAAAUAUUCAAGACGUAGAAACCAAAACCCUACAGAGACAAGUGCCAUGGCGCCGUCAGAGUGAAUCGCAUACUUCUAAAGAAGAAAUUCUAGAGGUGAAACACUGGCGUAGGCCUCGCGCUGAGAGCAAAUCCUUAGAAAGGAAAACAGAUACUGAGGAAAGCAAUAUUUUAGUAAUAGGUCAAGAAGAACAAAUCGAUAUUCAUAAAAUUAGCAAAAGUGAACAUCCACAAGAAAAACCAAUCUUAGAAACUAAGCAUUGGAGAAAACAACGUCAAGAUAAGUCCAAAGUUGUUGAUAAUAAAAUAGAUGUAGAAGACAAAAAUAUUUUAAGCGUCCAUCAAGUAGAGGAAGUCUACGAUAGUGUUCAAAUCAAAGACACUUCUAAAAAAACGGAAGAAACUAUUUCUUUGACCAAAAAGUAUCCAAAAAGUGUAGUAGAAGAUAAAAAAGAACCAGUACCGUGGACGCAAGACAGUGUAAAAUUAAGACCAACUAAGAUUGAAAAAUCACAAAUAACAAGGGAAAAGUUAGAGGACGUAACAUUGAAACCAGUCCGAAAAGAUUCUAUAAAGAAAACCGAUGCAAUGCUUAUCGAAGAAUCAUACACACAAGAAGAAGAAACAGUGAUCUUAAAAGUAGAAGAGACAAGUCAAGCCGAAAUAACCAAAGCGACCAAAACUGUUGAAGAGACAAAAAUAGAUUCGAAACAAAUUUUAAAAGAUGAAGAAGUGCCAAAGUCUUGGCGAACAAGCAAACGCCAACCUAUAGAAGAGGCCCCAGUAGAAAAGGUUACCCUGAAGCCGAUUCCUAGGCAGAAACCAACCGAAAAUAUCUCAACACUGGAAGAAGUGCAACUUAAAUCUGUACCGUGGCGAAGUGGAAAGAAAGAAGUGAAAGGUCAACAAGAGAUUGAUGAACUGAAACAUAUUGAGGAUGUUACAUCCGUCAUACCUUCGUCUGUAGUCGAAGAAAAACGUCUCAAACCUAUUCUUAAACAAAAAUCUAUUGAAGAUAGUAUAUCUGAUUCAGAACGUAAGGAGGUUACAUUUAAAUCCAAUAAAAUGGAAGAUGAUGAAAAUAAAGUCAAAGAAGUUCAAUGGCGCACUGGGAAGCGCCGACCGAAAGAAGAGCAACCGAAAGAAGAGGUAGUUUUGAAACCAAUACCUAAAACAAUAGCGGCUCAAGAAGAAAAGCCGGAAGAGGCAAAGUUGAAGCCUAUAAAGAAAGAAAAGCCAAUAGAAAAGGAGCAGCCUCAAGAUAUCAAAUGGCCAACUGGAAAGCGCCGACCGAAAGAAGAAGAACCGAAAGAAGAGGUCGUUUUGAAACCUAUACCAAAACCAACAGCACCUGAAGAAGAAAAGCCAGAAGAGGCAAAACUAAAACCUAUAAAGAAAGAGAAACCUAUCGAAACGGAGCAGCCUCAAGAUAUCAAAUGGCCAACUGGAAAGCGCCGACCAAAAGAAGAACAACCAAAAGAAGAGGUCGUUUUGAAACCUAUACCAAAACCGACAGCACCUGAAGAAGAAAAGCCAGAAGAGGCAAAACUAAAACCUAUAAAGAAAGAGAAGCCUAUCGAAACGGAGCAGCCUGAAGAUAUCAAAUGGCCAACUGGAAAGCGCCGACCGAAAGAAGAACAACCGAAAGAAGAGGUCGUUUUGAAACCUAUACCAAAACCGACAGCACCUGAAGAAGAAAAGCCAGAAGAGGCAAAGCUGAAGCCUAUGAAGAAAGAAAAGCCAAUAGAAACGGAGCAGCCUGAAGAUAUCAAAUGGCCGACUGGAAAGCGCAGACCGAAAGAAGAACAACCGAAAGAAGAGGUCGUUUUGAAACCUAUACCAAAACCGAUAGCACCUGAAGAAGAAAAGCCAGCAGAGGCAAAGCUGAAGCCUAUGAAGAAAGAAAAGCCAAUAGAAUCGGAGCAGCCAGAAGAUAUCAAAUGGCCGACUGGAAAGCGCCGACCGAAAGAAGAACAACCGAAAGAAGAGGUCGUUUUGAAACCUAUACCAAAACCAAAAGCCCCCGAAGAAGAAAAGCCGGAAGAGGCAAAACUAAAACCUAUAAAGAAAGAGAAACCUAUCGAAACGGAGCAGCCUGAAGAUAUCAAAUGGCCAACUGGAAAGCGCCGACCGAAAGAAGAACAACCGAAAGAAGAGGUCGUUUUGAAACCUAUACCAAAACCGACAGCACCUGAAGAAGAAAAGCCAGAAGAGGCAAAGCUGAAGCCUAUGAAAAAAGAAAAACCAAUAGAAACGGAGCAGCCUGAAGAUAUCAAAUGGCCGACUGGAAAGCGCAGACCGAAAGAAGAACAACCGAAAGAAGAGGUCGUUUUGAAACCUAUACCAAAACCGAUAGCACCUGAAGAAGAAAAGCCAGCAGAGGCAAAGCUGAAGCCUAUGAAGAAAGAAAAGCCAAUAGAAACGGAGCAGCCAGAAGAUAUCAAAUGGCCGACUGGAAAGCGCAGACCGAAAGAAGAACAACCGAAAGAAGAGGUCGUUUUGAAACCUAUACCAAAACCGACAGAACCUGAAGAAGAAAAGCCAGAAGAGGCAAAGCUGAAGCCUAUGAAGAAAGAAAAGCCAAUAGAAUCGGAGCAGCCAGAAGAUAUCAAAUGGCCGACUGGAAAGCGUCGACCGAAAGAAGAACAACCGAAAGAAGAGGUCGUUUUGAAACCUAUACCAAAACCAAAAGCCCCCGAAGAAGAAAAGCCGGAAGAGGCAAAACUAAAACCUAUAAAGAAAGAGAAACCUAUCGAAACGGAGCAGCCUGAAGAUAUCAAAUGGCCAACUGGAAAGCGCCGACCGAAAGAAGAACAACCGAAAGAAGAGGUCGUUUUGAAACCUAUACCAAAACCGACAGCACCUGAAGAAGAAAAGCCAGAAGAGGCAAAGCUGAAGCCUAUGAAGAAAGAAAAGCCAAUAGAAACGGAGCAGCCUGAAGAUAUCAAAUGGCCGACUGGAAAGCGCAGACCGAAAGAAGAACAACCGAAAGAAGAGGUCGUUUUGAAACCUAUACCAAAACCGAUAGCACCUGAAGAAGAAAAACCAGCAGAGGCAAAGCUGAAGCCUAUGAAGAAAGAAAAGCCAAUAGAAACGGAGCAGCCAGAAGAUAUCAAAUGGCCAACUGGAAAGCGCAGACCGAAAGAAGAACAACCGAAAGAAGAGGUCGUUUUGAAACCUAUACCAAAACCGACAGAACCUGAAGAAGAAAAGCCAGAAGAGGCAAAGCUGAAGCCUAUGAAGAAAGAAAAGCCAAUAGAAUCGGAGCAGCCAGAAGAUAUCAAAUGGCCGACUGGAAAGCGCCGACUGAAAGAAGAACAACCGAAAGAAGAGGUCGUUUUGAAACCUAUACCAAAACCAAAAGCCCCCGAAGAAGAAAAGCCGGAAGAGGCAAAACUAAAACCUAUAAAGAAAGAGAAACCCAUCGAAACGGAGAAGCCUGAAGAUAUCAAAUGGCCAACUGGAAAGCGCCGACCAAAAGAAGAACAACCGAAAGAAGAGGUUGUAUUGAAACCUAUACCAAAACAAAAAGCUAAAGUAGAAGAAAAACCGGAAGGGCUCAAGCUAAAACCCGUGGAAAAGGAUGAAUCUGUUAUUGAACAUAAAUCUGAAGAAGAUUUAGUCGUGGAAGAAGAAGAAAUUCAAGUCACGCAGCGAAAGAAAAUUAUUAAGAAAAAGGAGGAAAACAAAAAAGAUUCAAAAUUAACUGAGGCAGGCCCUGUUAUAAAAGUUCCAAUUAAAGCAGUUAAUGUAGAGGAAACUAGUGAUUUUGAACUAUCCGUCUCAUAUGAGAUGCAUAAUAACAGUAAAGUACAAUGGUAUCGUAACAACCAACUACUAGAAGAAAACGAAAACUGUGUCAUAGAAACAGACAAUGGAAAGUCCACUAUCAGGAUAUCAGAUGCAAACAGGAAUAAAAUAGGAAAAUACGAAGUAGUUGUGGAAAGUGAUAAUAAAAUUGUUAAGUCAGCGAGUUCUGUAAAACUCCAAAAAUUAAUAGAGGAAGAGGAAGUCAAAGCACCUGUCUUCAUUAAAUUAAUCCAUCCCAUGGAAGUUUGCAUUGGAGAUAUAGUGCUUAUUCAAACAGAAGUAGUCUCAAGCCCACCAGCGUCAUUCCAAUGGUUCAUUGGCAACAAAGAAGUAAAGCAGCUAACUAAAGAAAAUAAGUUAAAUACAAUUUAUGUUUCUACAAAGUCCAAUGUUUCCUGUUUGUGCAUUGAAAACAUAACGGAAGAUAUUGUUGGAAUGAUAACAUGUAGAGCAGAAAAUUUUGCUGGAUCAGUUUCUUGCUCAGCCUCAUUGACGAUACUGAAAGAACGCAAAUCUAGUAUAGGCACCAGCCCUUCAGUAGUAUCUCCACUAAAUUCAUUGACUGUAAUGGACGGAGAAACCAUAUCGUUACUAUGCGAGAUAUCUGGACAACCGUGGCCUACCAUAAGCUGGUUCCGUGAUAACAAUCCAAUAGUCAGAGAUAGAGAUGUUGUGUUCUCCCGCCAAGAGUCAGGCCUUUGUGAACUAUGUAUCAAAGAAGCCUUUCCAGAAAUGAUGGGAACGUACCGUUGCACAGCAACGAACGAGUUCGGGAGCUGUGCCACUGAAUGUUAUGUAACUGUCGAAGCUUAUGAAUAUAUCCCCAGCGCAUCCGAAGAAGAUGUUUUGAGCGACGAGAAAUUGAGUGAGGUCGAAGAAUUUGCGCCGCGGAUAGUAAAAGCUUUACCUACGGUAAUAACUACGACUGAGGGAGAACUUACCAGACUGGAAGCUAAAGCCAUUGGAGUCCCAAAACCACAGAUAAGAUGGGUAAAACAAGGCCAAGAGAUAAAACAAUCUCACGAAUACCAAAUAGAAGAAAUGGAUGAUGGCACAUCAAUAUUGAUUAUACCGGAGGUUUACCAAGAUGACACUGGCGAAAUAAAGUUCGAGGCUUAUAAUGCUCUGGGAGUAACGGCUACCAUAGCCGCACUUUCUGUCGAGAGUAUUGUUGGCACGAAAGAAUAUCGCAAACCAGAGUGGGUCACGCAUAUGGAAGAGAUGCAAGCUGCUUUAAAAGCAUCGCAUUCUGUUCCGACCUUCGUGAAAGAAAUACUGGGCGAAAGAGUCCACGAAGAGGAAACAGUAGUGUUUGAAGCUUUGUACAGUGGAAAUCCUGUUCCAGAAAUCCUGUGGUAUAAAGAUGAUAAAGUGAUAAGGACUGACGAACACCAAACUAUUGAGAAUAAAGACAAUCGCACUUCAUGUACGAUAGCAAAGGCUACAAAAGAAUCUGAAGGAACAUAUAUGUGCAAAGCCGUAAGUGACAUAGGCAUGGCUAUAACUAAAGCAAAGCUGCAAGUUUUUAAAGCAGGUGAAAAAAUUAAAAAGCUUAAAGCAAAGGAAGUAAAGGAAAAGGUUAAAUCUGAAAAAGUAACUAAGCGUUCACAAGAUGCUAUAGAAAAGGACGUAGCUACGGAAGUUGUAAGUGAACCACUUAAAACUACAUCUGUAUCAGAAGUGCAGCCUGUCGACAAUGUAACAGAAAUAAGGAAAGUUACAAAGCAAAGAGCCAAAGUUAUACUUAGUGAAGCUGAGCAUGUUGAAACAACUGAUGUAGCUUCCUACAAAAAAUCUGACAAAAAAGCCGAAGGUAUGCCACGAUCUGAAAGAGUUCAGCCAAUUGUUGCCCCUCAUAAUUAUCUAAUAUCCUCGCAGCAACAAGAUGAAGAGACAACUGAACCACUUGAUGAGAAUCAUUACGAAAAGCAACGAGGUAUCAUAAAAAUGGUCGAAAAAGAUUCUAGAAUGGUAGCCGAAGUAAAUGAAUUACUUGAAGUAAUUAAUGCCAAAGAAUUUGGACCUGGUGAAUCACCAUUAAGAGAACUAGCUAAGAUUGGAUAUAUGUUAAGAAGUGGCGUUACAAUUGAAAAUAUUGAAGCAUUAUAUGAUUCGGAAUAUUUUCCUGCACUAAGAGUUCCACAAUCGCAGUCAGCUCUCGUUCACUUAGUGGAACGUCAAGGACAUGGUGCAUUAAUAACAGAAGUACUAACAGAAGAAACUACUCAAGACGAAAAUAUCGUUGCAGCCAAAGUAGGAUUCCGUGCCUUUUUAAAGAUGGUCGAGAUGAAGCAUAGUUCUGUGGAGGAAGUUAUUGCUCAUUUCUAUCCUGAAGAUUUCAAACCACGAUCCUGGGAACAAAAAGCAGCACAUGAGGUUUUAGUGGAAUCAUCAGCGGAACUUACAGCACAACAGAGAUCAACAAAAGUAAUGAAAGAUAGUAAAAAAGGUACUGCAAAGCAAAAGGAAGAUCGUUUGGAAACACAAAUUAAGAAACGUUCGAAGGUCGAAAAAGAAAUUCUAAGUGAAAUUAUAACAACAGAAAAUGUUGCAGAAAUUUUGAGACCUACAGAAAGUUUGGAGGUACUACAGGAGGAUAUAGCAGAUCAGUUGGAAAAGGAAAACUUUGAUUACAUUAGUGCAACGGCUACUGAUGUAUCUGACAAUAAAAUAGAAAUUAUUCCCGCAAGCGAAGUCUCACUUUUACAAAACGAACAAAAACAUGAUGAUAAAGCUAUUGUUAAAAUUGAUUCAAAUUAUGCCCUUAUUAAUACAGCAUCGGUAGCAGGGGAAACCGAACAAUCGUUUAAAAAAGUUUGCACGAAAUCUAUUAGACUAGAACCUUCCAUUAAAGGGCAUAAAUCAAUGGAAAUAUCUGAAGUUCACGCUUCAGAUACAAUUGAUGCAUAUAAUGUACAGUCAUCAAAUUCCAAAAUUAAAGCAAAUGAGUCGUUUAUACCAAAAGAAAGUAUAAUAACAUCAGAAACUAUCAUAAAUUCGACCUCAACGGAUCUAAAAUCAGACGAAUUAAUGUUUCAAAAAGCGAAAACUUCUUUGCUACUAAAUGAUGCAAUUAGAAUUGUUCAAGAAAUAACAUCAGAUAAAGAAUCGACUCUUGUAGAUGUACAAAAAGCAACUUCAAAGGCAUCGAUUUCUAUUUCACCUUUGGAAGAAUUAAGCAUUUCUGAAAUAAAUGAAGAACAGAAAGAAGAUAUUUUCGAAGAUAAGCCCGAUAUUAAAGGCACGAAACCAAAAUUUAAUUUUAAUUUACACGAAAGUAUUCAAGUAGGUGAAGUUGUCCCAGAAGAUGAAUCGGGCAAAUACUAUCCAGAAGUUAUUGUUCCUACCGAGACAGCAAGGAAAGAAGUUUUGGUAGCGAACCAAGUAAUUACCGAAAUGCAUGACGUUCAAGAAAAAGAAGGGCAUCUGCAAGCCUUAAAAUUACCACCUACACAGGAAGCUUCUGUAGAUGUUACAUCAAAGGAGAGUUUAAUAAUAACGUUAGAAAGCACAAAUGAUAAAGAAGAAUAUCUGCCUCUCAAAGAAAAUACCACUUUUACAGCUUCUUCGGAUAUGCUUUUAUUUUCAGGCUUAAACAAUUCAAUUACGACGUCUCAGAUCAAUGAAAUCGAUCUUGUAACUCAGAAAGCACAAGAAAAACAUGCUAGUAUUUCUUUGAAUGAAUAUCAGCAUAGCGUUAAUACCGAAACUAAUGUGAAUGAAUCAGAAAGUGAUUUGAAAGAAACAAAACGAGCCAAUUACUCUAAAGUUGAAGUUUCUAUGGAUGCACUGGAUAAAAAUAUAACUGAAGAAGUACAACUUAAUGAAUCUGAACGAGAGCUAACUAUAAAAGAUCACAAAGUCAUAGCAAUGGCUAAACUUGAUGUUAAAGGAGUUGAGCCUUUAGUCACUUCAGAAGUUACACACCUGACUUCAGCUUCAGUUUUGCAGCUUCCAGGCAAAGUCACAGAGGAAUCAGCAGUAGAAAUUAUAUCUACAGAGAAUGCUAAAAUAAUAACAUUACCUAUGGUCCAUGAACAAGAAAAGGUAUCUCUAGACACACCUUGGAAACCAGAAAAUGUUACGAAGUCUCUUAUACCUAACCUGCCACUAUCUGUAUCGCAAGUUCAAUCAUCAGAAAACGAACAUGUUUUAAGUAUUGAAAAACAUACAGAGCCAAUGUUUAUUACGUCUACUCCAACUCACCAAUUGAAAAUACCGAUGGGAGAGGAAGUAACUACUGCUGAUCAAAUAGCUUUUCUUAAUACACUACCACAAAAUUUCGAAAUAGCUACUAAACAACAAGAAACCCACAAAGAGUUGACCGUACAACAGACUACAAUUCAAGAGCAGCUAGGAAGUUUUCAAGAAAAGGAAACAAAUGUCCAAAAAAUAACACCGACCUUUAUAAACAAUGAAAGUUUAAACAUUACUGAAAUAACUACAAAUCUAUCAGAAAAUGAUUUAACCACAAAACUGCCAGAGUCGGCUAAGUUUGCAAAAAUCGAAUUAAAUGUAGAUCAUAAAAUUGCCAUUACGUCUGAAGUAAAAACAAGGGAUACGGUUGGUGAAUUGCUUGCUAAUAUGCCACAGUCAGAAGAAGCCCAAACUACUACCGAACUUAUGAAAUCUAUACAAAUUUCUCAUAAUGAAAUAAUGGACAGUCAAAAAGAGUUAGAUCAAACAUUACAACCUGAUACAAAGAACCUUACUUUUGAUAUCAUUUCUACAAGCGAAGCACUUAAUGUAACUGAAGUAAUCCAAAAUGAAAAAGAACAGGAAUACGAAAGUAAACCCAUUUUAGAAAACUAUACAGCAACAGCAGACAUCACUAGCAAGCUUGUUGCACUUUCCACAGAGAUAUUAACACAAGGAUGUUUGGGUUAUACCAAAGAUACGGAUUCUGAAACUCUUAUGAAGAAAGCCACUGUUGAGAACUUGCUAUUUAAGGAAGUAAUUGUAACCGAUACUAACUUGAGUGAGAAAGAAAGUGACCUUGACUCAAAAUUACCGACAACAUUGAAUGCUAAACUUAAAUUUGAUCAGCUUCAAGGCAUUAUUGUAGACGAAAACAGCUCAGAAUUAAAUGCUGAAUCUUUUACUAGACCAGACGAUACUAUUUACGCCACAGCAAAAGAGUCUUCAAUAUUGAAGGAAGCCAUCAGCCAAGAAGAAACCAUCACCCACACUUCAGAAGGUAAUUUUAAAACUAUAGAACUAAAUCAUCAAAUACAUCCAGAAGUCACACUUUCUGCUCUGCAAGCUCCUAAAUAUAAUGAAAAUUUCAUUAUUGAAAGCGAAACUAUGAUACCUAAUCAUAUAACACCAGUAAAACAGUCAGCUCAUUUCACGAUAGGAGAACAUCAUAGUAUUGAGAUAUCUGAAACAACUUCUCAAUCUGAAAAAUCUAAGGAAAUAGAAACGUUUAACUCAUCUCACCAAACUGCUAACGUAAAAGUAGAUGAAAUUUACGGCAAAAUAGCCAACACUGAGGAAAUUAUACUAACUGAUUCUUUAAAUGCAAUUACACCAGAAAUUAAUAAAAAAGAAACAUCGACUAUAACUCCAAUCGAAUUACAUACAUUAGAACAAACAGAAACAAUCCCAGAAGAGAAAGAAAACACGUUUAAUAGUAAAAUAAUUCCAAAGGCGAAUAUUAAACCCGAUAUAACAGAAACACAAGCUUUAAUAACAUCACAGAUUGAAACUUUCGACCAAGGGAGAAACUCUGACUUUGAAAUACAAAUGACAUUGAAAGAUGCAUCUAUAUCUUUUGUACCACAUCACAGCACUAUUGACACUGAAAUAUUGACCACCACCAAUGCAGACAAAUUACAUCAGGAAUCUACUAAAAUAAAACAGGCAUUACAAAUUCAAGAUCAAAUACAAACUCAUAUUAUAGGCACUGAAAUUUUAUGUAACGAAAAAGAAUCAGAACUUAUACCAUCCCCGAAAAAUAUUUGUAAAGAUGUGAAGCAAUUAUUUGAGGAAACAUCUGCUACGCAAAUCAGGGAAGAUCAAAUAUUGGAAAAUGAAAAGGAUUUCUAUCAACAAAUCACCAAAGUAGCUACUGCACAAACAUCAUUUAAUGAACAACAGUCAGUAAUAAACACAGAAGUUAUUUCAAACCAAGUAAGUGAGAACGUUAAUGUUAUAAGUCAACAAACAAAAAAUGUUGUUGUUACUCAUGGAGAAGCUUUGGAGGCUUUCCAGAGCCUAGAACCAUUUUUGGGUGAAAAAGAAGACACAUUCUUAGAAGAGCAAACCACUAAAUUUUACACCAAAAGCAAUGUACAGCCACAAAAAUCGAUACAUGUUACAGAAAUAGUUACAUCUGAAUGUGAAAACCUUCUCAAACCAACGAAAUCGAAACCAACAGACAAACCAAUUGAAGUUAUUGAUGCACAUAAUUACUACGAUACUACUGAAAUUAUAGUUUCAGAAAGUGAAAAAGAAAUAAUUAUUCCUAUAAGCGAAAAAAGUGCUAUGUCUACUCUCAACUAUCAACCUUACCAACAUGUUCACGUGGAAGAAUGGCAAGUUACUGAAAAAGAAAACCAUUUAGGUAAAACCACUCAUCCUCAACAAAACAUCAAAGAAUUUUCCAUAGAAACACAGAAUGCUUUGAAUAUUGAAAUAAUAAAUGCUGAAGAUCAACCAGAAAAGCUAUUACUAAAAGAAAAAACAAAAAUGAUUAACUUACCUGUAAAUUUAGAAGUUGGAAAACACGUUAAUAUUGAAGAAACAGUAGUAUAUGAAGAAGAAACCAAUCUCAAAAGUGAACCCCUUCAUAAAGUGGAAAAUACUCAUCCAUUUACUGAUUCCGCUCAUCACAUAACUAUCACCGAAACUGAAAGUACGGAAAGUGAAACUCCAAUUGAACAGAUAUUAAAAGAAAAGGAAAGGUAUUCACAAGUGAUCAUAGAAGCAAAAUCACCAAUUCAAGUACAAGAAGUUUUAUUAAAAGAAUCAGAAGUUGAUAUUCCCAGUAAUAUUCAAAUGAAACCAUCACACAUAUCAAUUUCUGUCGAGCCCCAACAACACUUAACAGUAACUGGUGUCAUAACUAAAGAAAAAGUCUCCGAUAUUCAACUUUACACAGAAAUACCAAAAUCUUGCAAUGAAAAUAUUUCUGUUCAAACAACGGAACAUGUUACUACUAGCGAAAUAUUUGCAACGGAAAAGGAAAUAGCAUUUACCGAACCACAAAUAACUAACAUUGCAAAAGAAAGCCAAUCUGUGCUACAAGAAGUAAGAAACAUAGAACCAAAUGUGUACGAAUCAGUAGGAAAUAUAGUCGAUCUAAAAAAUGCGCAAUCACGUGAAGCAAAUAUUGACUAUGAACUUCUUAAAACAUACCAAACUACAGAAAAUAUUGCGCAUGAAGAAACUAAACAAAUUGAUACUAAAUCUAGUGUAACACAUACAGCAAAUCCUGAUUUUAUAGAAUUAGAUUCAGUUGAAAAUUAUGAGGUUUUAUUAGAAGAAAUUCCCGAACCUCUAUCAAAAGAUCUCUUACAAGACCAAAGGGCAAUACAGUCUCAUUUACUAGAACAGGGAAUCCUUAAUUCACAACCGCAUUUAUUCGAAACAAGUGCCGAUAUUUCAGUAAAAUUUGCACCUGAUAAUAGUACAGCCACGAGUCAAAUAGAACUUAGUAAAAAUUACACAACCUCUGAGAAUAUAAUCCAAGAGACUACAGACAACUUAGAAGUUAAAGAAGGAAUAACAACCAAAGCUGAAGAAAGUUUACAGGAAAUGAUGUCAAUACAAGUUACUAAAAUUGUUACUGAGGAGAAAAAUAAAGAGUUCAGCAUAAAUAAGACACCCAAAAAUGAAAUAGCUGAAGAGAAGCACACGCUCUUAGAUGAAAUAAUUAACAUUAAACCAGAAAUAUUCCAACAAGUCACAGACCUGACGAUAAAGUCUAGUCCUAACGUAUCAAAUGCUGCUGUAGAUGUUAUAUUACACCAAACAUACGAUGUCACGGAAAACAUAACACAAGAAAUAUUACAAAAUAUGCCAAGUGAACAAGCUAAAACUCAAAAUGCUAAUGCGAACAUAAAAGAAAUGAAACCAAUAGAGCAAUCUGAAAUCGUUUUGGAUUAUAAUAUUUCUAGUUUUGAGAAUAAGGUAGCGCAAGAAAAAAAUGUUACGGAAACAACCAUUGAAAUUUUACCUCUCAGUCAAACAGACAUAUUAGUACACGAAUCCACCAUCGAUAGUUGUAUUUCAGAACCCACUGACUAUAAAAAUGCUGAUGUCUUAGUGAAUUUAAAUGAAUGUUUAAGUGUACUUGAAGUGACUCAUGAACAAUCAGAAGAAAACUUAGAAACAGAGAAAGGUAAACACGUCAAAGCAUUUACAACAAUCAAACCAUUUACACACUUACAAUGCACGGAAAACAUAACAGAAACAUACCUUGACUCAUUUGGCACAGAUUCAACGGUAGAAAAAACAUCGAAUGUUACAUCUACAGAAGCUCAACCACUCAUCAUUACAGAUAAUUUGAUCUUCCAACGUGAAAGCAAUUUGGAAAUUGUAUCACCACAACAACAAACCAUUACUAAUGUCAUAACUCUAGAAAAAGGAGUGGAAGUCACUGAUGAUUUUGUAAAUGAGCAAACCAUACCAUACAGUAAGACAUUUACACGUUUUGCUCAAAGUAAUGUAACAUUUACUGAUGAAAGAGACAUUGCAGUAAAGCUGCAGCAACCUUCAUUGUUAGAAUGCACACAAACCGAAACUACACAACAAGAUUUACUUUCGACAAAAUCAUCAGAUGCAGAAGAAACAGAAGAAAUAAUAACAACAUUCAAAAAAUCUACUGAAGGAGGCGAACCCAUUCAAGUCAAAACGAAAAGGACAAUAAUAAAGAAAAAAGAAACAAAUGAAAGUAAUGUUGUAAUAGAGGAAAGCUUAGACGACGAUAAUCGGCGCAUAAAUGUAGAUAAGACUAAAAAUCACAACGUGGACAUAGAAGAAUACGAAAGCGAUACAAAUCAGAUAUAUGACGACAGUAACAAAGGAACGAUUGUCAUGCCAGACGAUCAUUUUACAAUACCAAAACAAAGUGUGAACGUUGAAAUUGAAGAAUUAGUACAAGAAAUAUCAACAGAUGAGAAUGAACCCAUAAAAAUAAAAAAUCAGCGUAAAAAAAUCAACAAGCGCUUAAAACAUAAAGAUACUAGAAUAGAAAUCAGUACAGAAAAAGAAAAUGAACAAACACCUAUAGUCACUGAGCAAGAAACUCUAUUUGAACAAGACACAACGGACUUUGUGCAUACGAUAAAACCUCAAAAAGCUAUAACAAUAGAAGAAAUCCCAGAAACCGUAACAGUAACACAAGUCACAACUGAAACAGGAGACAUUAAAAAAAUAAAAACUACAAAGCGAGUUAUCAAGAAGAAACAAAGUGGAAAAGAAGAAGUAACAGAAAUAACUACAGAAGAAAAAGAUGAAACACCGAUUAUUGUAACCGAGGAAGAAACCCCUGAAGAAAUAAUGCCAGUCGAAAUAGUAGAGCUCCCAGAAGAAUCGACGGUGGAAGACAUUCAAUCUCCUGACGGUAAGACUAAACACAAAGUCACUACAAAACGCACUAUCAAAAAGAAGGUAGGGCCGAAGGUAGAAACCACAGUACUCACCACAGAAACGCACGAUGACCAACAACCAAUCGUCACAGUACAAAUCACUGAAAAUGUAUCUGAUGAAGACAUAACAGAAAUUAUACAAAAGACCGAACCUCAGAAGGCUACAACAAUCGAAGAAGCUCCAGAAUCGGUCACGGUCACGCAAGUCAAAACUGAAACAGGCGAGGUAAAAAAAGUCAAAACAACAAAGCGGCUCAUCAAGAAGAAACGAGGACAGAAAGAGGAAGUAACAGAAAUUACAAUAGUAGAAAAGGACGGAGAAGCCCCGAUUACAACAUUCAAUGUAACGGAAGAAGAAGCCCCUGAAGAAAUCAAGCCGGUCGAAAUAGUCGAGCUGCCAGAAGAAUCGACGGUGGAAGACAUCCAAUCUCCUGACGGUAAGACUAAACGCAAAGUCACUACAAAACGCACUAUCAAAAAGAAGGUAGGUCCGAAGGUAGAAACCACAGUACUCACCACAGAAACGCAAGAUGACCAACAACCAAUCCUCACAGUACAAACUACUGAAACUGUAUCUGAUGAAGACACAACUGACUUUACACAAAAAACUGAAUCUCAAAAGGCUACAACAAUCGAGGAAGCUCCAGAAUCUUUCACGGUCACGCAAGUCAAAACUGAAACAGGCGAAGUAAAAAAAGUCAAAACAACAAAGCGGGUCAUUAAAAAGAAACAAGGACAGAAAGAAGAAGUAACAGAAAUUACAACAGUAGAAAAAGACGGAGAAUCCCCGAUUACAACAUUUAAUGUAACGGAAGAAGAAGCCCCUGAAGAGAUCAAGCCGGUUGAAAUAGUCGAGCUCCCAGAAGAAUCGACGGUGGAAGACAUCCAAUCUCCUGACGGUAAGACUAAACGCAAAGUCACUACAAAACGCACUAUCAAAAAGAAGGUAGGGCCGAAGGUAGAAACUACAGUACUCACCACAGAAACGCACGAUGACCAACAACCAAUCGUCACAGUACAAACUACUGAAACUGUAUCUGAUGAAGACACAACAGACUUUACACAAAACAUCGAACCGCAAAAGGCUACAACAAUGGAAGAAGCUCCAGAAACUGUCACGGUCACGCAAGUCAAAACUGAAACAGGUGAGGUAAAAAAAGUCAAAACAACGAAGCGGAUCAUCAAGAAAACACGAGGACCAAAAGAGGAAGUAACAGAAAUAACGACAGUAGAAAAGGACGGUGAAGCCCCAGUUACUACAUUCAAUGUAACGGAAGAAGACGCCCAUGAAGAGAUCAAGCCGGUCGAAAUAGUCGAGCUACCAGAAGAAUCGACGGUGGAAGAUAUCCAAUCUCCUGACGGUAAGAGAAAACGAAAAGUAACUACAAAACGCACUAUCAAAAAGAAGGUAGGGCCGAAGGUAGAAACCACAGUACUCACCACAGAAACGCUCGAUGACCAACAACCAAUCGUCACAGUACAAAUCACUGAAAAUGUAUCUGAGGAAGACAUAGCAGACAUUAUACAAAAGACCGAACCUCAGAAGGCUACAACAAUCGAAGAAGCUCCAGAAUCGGUCACGGUCACGCAAGUCAAAACUGAAACAGGCGAGGUAAAAAAAGUCAAAACAACCAAGCGGGUCAUCAAGAAGAAACAAGGACCAAAAGAGGAAGUAACAGAGAUUACAACAGUAGAAAAGGACGGAGAAGCCCCGAUUACAACAUUCAAUGUAACAGAAGACGAAGCCCCUGAAGAGAUAAAGCCGGUCGAAAUAGUCGAGCUCCCAGAAGAAUCGACGGUGGAAGACAUCCAAUCUCCUGACGGUAAGACUAAACGCAAAGUCACUACAAAGCGCACUAUCAAAAAGAAGGUAGGUCCGAAGGUAGAAACCACAGUACUCACCACAGAAUCACACGAUGACCAACAACCAAUCGUCACAGUACAUACUACUGAAACUGUUUCUGAUGAAGACAAAACUGACUUUAUACAAACAAUCCAACCGCAAAAGGCUACGACAAUCGAAGAAGCUCCAGAGACUAUAACAGUCACGCAAGUAAAGACUGAAACAGGCGAUAUUAAAAAGGUCAAAACUACGAAACGGGUAAUCAAGAAGAAAAAAGGACCGAAAGAAGAAGUAACAGAAAUAACGACAGUAGAAAAGGACGGGGAAGCCCCGAUUACAACAUUCACUGUAACUGAGGAAGAAAUCCCUGAAGAGAUCAAGCCAGUCGAAAUAGUCGAGCUCCCGGAAGAAUCGACGGUGGAAGACAUCCAAUCCCCUGACGGUAAGACUAAACGCAAAGUCACUACAAAACGAACUAUCAAAAAGAAGGUAGGUCCAAAAGUAGAAACCGCAGUACUCACCACAGAAACGCACGAUGACCAACAACCAAUCGUCACAGUACAAACUACUGAAACUGUCUCUGAUGAAGACACAACAGACUUUACACCAAACAUCGAACCUCAAAACGCUACAACAAUGGAAGAAGCUCCAGAGACUAUAACAGUCACGCAGGUUAAAACUGAAACAGGCGAUAUUAAAAAAGUCAAAACAACGAAACGGGUAAUCAAGAAGAAAAAAGAAACGAAAGAAGAAGUUACAGAAAUAAGUACAGUAGAGAAGGACGGAGAAGCCCCAAUUACAACUUUCACUGUAACAGAGGAAGAAAUCCCUGAAGAUAUCAAGCCGGUCGAAAUAGUCGAGCUACCGGAAGAAUCGACGGUUGAAGACAUCAAAUCUCCAGACGGUGAGACAAAACGCAAAAUCACUACUAAGCACACUAUCAAAAAGAAGGUAGGUCCGAAGGUAGAAACCACAGUUCUCACCACAAAAACGCACGACAACCAACAACCAAACGUCACAGUACAGACUAGUGAAACUAUAUCUGAUGAAGACACAACAGACUUCACACGAAACAUAGAACCUCAAAAGGCUACAAAAAUCGAAGAAACUCCAGAGUCAGUCACGGUCACGCAAGUUAAAACUGAAACAGGCGAUGUUAAAAAGGUCAAAACAACGAAACGAGUAAUCAAAAAGAAGCAAGGACCGAAGGAAGAAGUAACAGAAAUAACGACAGUAGAAAAAGACGGCGAAGCCCCGAUUACUACAUUCACUGUAACUGAGGAAGAAAUCCCUGAAGAGAUCAAGCCGGUCGACAUAGUCGAGCUGCCGGAAGAAUCAACGGUUGAAGAUAUCCAAUCUCCUGAUGGUAAGACAAAACGCAAAAUCACUACUAAGCGCACUAUCAAAAAAAAGGUAGGUCCGAAGGUAGAAACCACAGUACUCACCACAGAAACGCACGAUGACCAACAACCAAUCGUCACAGUACACACUACUGAAACUAUAUCUGAUGAAGACACAACUGACUUUAAACACACAAUCGAACCUCAAAAGGCUACAACAAUCGAAGAAACUCCUGAAACUGUAACCGUCACGCAAGUUAAAACUGAAACAGGCGAUGUCAAAAAGGUCAAAACAACGAAACGGGUAAUCAAGAAGAAGCAAGGACCGAAGGAAGAAGUAACAGAAAUAACGACAGUAGAAAAAGACGGCGAAGCCCCGAUUACUACAUUCACUGUAACUGAGGAAGAAAUCCCUGAAAAGAUCAAGCCGGUCGAAAUAGUCGAGCUGCCAGAAGAAUCGACGGUUGAAGAUAUCCAAUCUCCUGACGGUAAGACUAAACGCAAAGUCACUACAAAACGCACUAUCAAAAAGAAGGUAGGGCCGAAGGUAGAAACCACAGUACUCACCACAGAAAUGCAUGAUGACCAACAACCAAUCGUCACAGUACACACAACUGAAACUGUAUCUGAUGAAGACACAACUGACUUUAAACACACAAUCGAACCUCAAAAGGCUACAACAAUCGAAGAAGCUCCUGAAACUGUAACCGUCACGCAAGUUAAAACUGAAACAGGCGAUAUUAAAAAGGUCAAAACAACGAAACGGGUAAUCAAGAAGAAGCAAGGACCGAAGGAAGAAGUAACAGAAAUAACGACAGUAGAAAAAGACGGCGAAGCCCCGAUCACUACAUUCACUGUAACUGAGGAAGAAAUAUCUGAUGAGAUCAAGCCGGUCCAAAUAGUCGAGCUACCGGAAGAAUCAACGGUUGAAGAUAUCCAAUCUCCUGAUGGUAAGACAAAACGCAAAAUCACUACCAAGCGCACUAUCAAAAAGAAGGUAGGGCCGAAGGUAGAAACCACAGUACUCACCACAGAAACGCACGAUGACCAGCAACCAAUCGUCACAGUACACACAACUGAAACUGUAUCUGAUGAAGACACAACUGACUUUAAACACACAAUCGAACCUCAAAAGGCUUCAACAAUCGAAGAAGCUCCUGAAACUGUAACCGUCACGCAAGUUAAAACUGAAACAGGCGAUGUCAAAAAGGUCAAAACAACGAAACGGGUUAUCAAGAAGAAGCAAGGACCGAAAGCGGAAAUUACAGAAAUAACAACAGUAGAAAAGGACGGCGAAGCCCCGAUGAAAACUUUCUCUGUAACUGAGGAAGAUAUCCCUGAAGAGAUCAAGCCGGUCGAAAUAGUCGAAUUGCCAGAAGAAUCGACGGUUGAAGAUAUCCAAUCUCCUGACGGUAAGACUAAACGCAAAGUCACUACAAAACGCACUAUCAAAAGGAAGGUAGGGCCGAAGGUAGAAACCACAGUACUCACCACAGAAACGCACGAUGACCAACAACCAAUCAUCACAGUACAUACCACUGAAACAGAAUAUGAUGAAAACACAACAGACUUCACACAAAACAUCGAACCUCAAAAGGCUACAACAAUCGAAGAAGCUCCAGAAUCUGUCACGGUCACGCAAGUAAAAACUGAAACAGGCGAUGUUAAAAAGGUCAAAACAACAAAACGGGUAAUCAAGAAGAAACAAGGACCGAAAGCAGAAGUUACAGAAAUAACAACAGUAGAAAAGGACGGGGAAGCCCCUAUUACGACAUUCACUGUAUCUGAGGAAGAAAUCCCUGAAGACAUCAAGCCGGUCGAAAUAGUCGAGCUGCCGGAAGAAACGACGGUUGAAGUCAUCAAAUCUCCAGACGGUAAGACGAAACGCAAAAUCACUACUAAGCGCACUAUCAAAAAGAAGGUAGGUCCGAAGGUAGAAACCACAGUACUCACCACAGAAACACACGAUGACCAACAACCAAUAGUCACAGUACACACAACUGAAACUGUAUCUGAUGAAGACACAACUGACUUUAAACACACAAUCGAACCUCAAAAGGCUACAAUAAUCGAAGAAGCUCCUGAAACUGUAACCGUCACGCAAGUUAAAACUGAAACAGGCGAUGUUAAAAAGGUGAAAACAACAAAACGGGUAAUCAAGAAGAAGCAAGGAUCGAAGGAAGAAGUAACAGAAAUAACCACAGUAAAAAAAGACGGCGAAGCCCCGAUAACUACAUUCACUGUAACUGAGGAAGAAAUCCCUGAAGAGAUCAAGCCGGUCGAAAUAGUCGAGCUGCCGGAAGAAUCGACGGUUGAAGACAUCAAAUCUCCAGACGGUAAGACGAAACGCAGAAACACUACUAAGCGCGCUAUCAUAAAGAAGGUAGGUCCGAAGGUAGAAACCACAGUACUCACCACAGAAACACACGAUGACCAACAACCAAUCGUCACAGUACACACAACUGAAACUGUAUCUGAUGAAGACACAACUGACUUUAAACACACAAUCGAACCUCAAAAGGGUAAAACAAUCGAAGAAGCUCCUGAAACUGUAACCGUCACGCAAGUUAAAACUGAAACAGGCGAUAUUAAAAAGGUCAAAACUACGAAACGGGUAAUCAAGAAGAAGCAAGGACCGAAGGAAGAAGUAACAGAAAUAACGACAGUAGAAAAGGACGGCGAAGCCCCGAUAACUACAUUCACUGUAACCGAGGAAGAAACACCUGAAGAUAUCAAGCCGAUCGAAAUAGUCGAGCUCCCAGAAGAAUCGACGGUUGAAGACAUAAAAUCUCCAGACGGUAAGACGAAACGCAAAAUCACUACUAAGCGCACUAUCAAAAAGAAGGUAGGUCCAAAGGUAGAAACCACAGUACUCACCACAGAAACACACGAUGACCAACAACCAAUCGUCACAGUACACACAACUGAAACUGUAUCUGAUGAAGACACAACUGACUUUAAACACACAAUCGAACCUCAAAAGGCUACAACAAUCGAAGAAGCUCCUGAAACUGUAACCGUCACGCAAGUUAAAACUGAAACAGGCGAUGUUAAAAAGGUCAAAACAACGAAACGGGUAAUCAAGAAGAAACAAGGACCGAAAGAGGAAGUAACAGAAAUAACAACAGUAGAAAAGGACGGGGAAGCACCAAUUACUACAUUCACUGUAACUGAGGAAGAUAUCCCCGAAGAGAUCAAGCCGGUUGAAAUUGUCGAGCUGCCGGAAGAAAAGACGGUUGAAGACAUCAAAUCUCCAGACGGUAAGACGAAACGCAAAAUCACUACUAAGCGCACUAUCAAAAAGAAGGUAGGUCCGAAGGUAGAAACCACAGUACUCACCACAGAAACACACGAUGACCAACAACCAAUCGUCACAGUACACACAACUGAAACUGUAUCUGAUGAAGACACAACUGACUUUAAACACACAAUCGAACCUCAAAAGGCUACAAUAAUCGAAGAAGCUCCUGAAACUGUCACCGUCACGCAAGUUAAAACUGAAACAGGCGAUGUUAAAAAGGUCAAAACAACGAAACGGUUAAUCAGGAAGAAGCAAGGACCGAAGGAAGAAGUAACAGAAAUAACCACAGUAGAAAAAGACGGCGAAGCCCCAAUUACUACAUUCACUGUAACUGAGGAGGAAAUCCCUGAAGAGGUCACGCCGGUCGAAAUAGUCGAGCUGCCGGAAGAAUCGACGGUUGAAGACAUUAAAUCUCCAGACGGUAAGACGAAACGAAAAAUCACUACUAAGCGCACUAUCAAAAAGAAGGUAGGUCCAAAGGUAGAAACCACAGUACUCACCACAGAAACACGCGAUGACCAACAACCAAUCGUCACAGUACACACCACUGAAACAGAAUAUGAUGAAAACACAACAGACUUCACACAAAACAUCGAACCUCGAAAGGCUACAAUCGAAGAAGCUCCAGAAUCUGUCACGGUCACGCAAGUUAAAACUGAAACAGGCGAUGUUAAAAAAGUCAAAACAACGAAACGGGUAAUCAAGAAGAAACAAGGACCGAAAGAGGAAGUAACAGAAAUAACGACAGUAGAAAAGGACGGCGAAGCCCCGAUAACUACAUUCACUGUAACCGAGGAAGAAACACCUGAAGAUAUCAAGCCGGUCGAAAUAGUCGAGCUCCCAGAAGAAUCGACGGUUGAAGACAUAAAAUCUCCAGACGGUAAGACGAAACGCAAAAUCACUACUAAGCGCACUAUCAAAAAGAAGGUAGGUCCAAAGGUAGAAACCACAGUACUCACCACAGAAACACACGAUGACCAACAACCAAUCGUCACAGUACACACAACUGAAACUGUAUCUGAUGAAGACACAACUGACUUUAAACACACAAUCGAACCUCAAAAGGCUACAACAAUCGAAGAAGCUCCUGAAACUGUAACCGUCACGCAAGUUAAAACUGAAACAGGCGAUGUUAAAAAGGUCAAAACAACGAAACGGGUAAUCAAGAAGAAACAAGGACCGAAAGAGGAAGUAACAGAAAUAACAACAGUAGAAAAGGACGGGGAAGCCCCAAUUACUACAUUCACUGUAACUGAGGAAGAUAUCCCCGAAGAGAUCAAGCCGGUUGAAAUUGUCGAGCUGCCGGAAGAAAAGACGGUUGAAGACAUCAAAUCUCCAGACGGUAAGACGAAACGCAAAAUCACUACUAAGCGCACUAUCAAAAAGAAGGUAGGUCCGAAGGUAGAAACCACAGUACUCACCACAGAAACACACGAUGACCAACAACCAAUCGUCACAGUACACACAACUGAAACUGUAUCUGAUGAAGACACAACUGACUUUAAACACACAAUCGAACCUCAAAAGGCUACAAUAAUCGAAGAAGCUCCUGAAACUGUCACCGUCACGCAAGUUAAAACUGAAACAGGCGAUGUUAAAAAGGUCAAAACAACGAAACGGUUAAUCAGGAAGAAGCAAGGACCGAAGGAAGAAGUAACAGAAAUAACCACAGUAGAAAAAGACGGCGAAGCCCCAAUUACUACAUUCACUGUAACUGAGGAGGAAAUCCCUGAAGAGGUCACGCCGGUCAAAAUAGUCGAGCUGCCGGAAGAAUCGACGGUUGAAGACAUUAAAUCUCCAGACGGUAAGACGAAACGAAAAAUCACUACUAAGCGCACUAUCAAAAAGAAGGUAGGUCCAAAGGUAGAAACCACAGUACUCACCACAGAAACACGCGAUGACCAACAACCAAUCGUCACAGUACACACCACUGAAACAGAAUAUGAUGAAAACACAACAGACUUCACACAAAACAUCGAACCUCAAAAGGCUACAAUCGAAGAAGCUCCAGAAUCUGUCACGGUCACGCAAGUUAAAACUGAAACAGGCGAUGUAAAAAAAGUCAAAACAACGAAACGGGUAAUCAAGAAGAAACAAGGACCGAAAGAGGAAGUAACAGAAAUAACGACAGUAGAAAAGGACGGCGAAGCCCCGAUAACUACAUUCACUGUAACCGAGGAAGAAACACCUGAAGAUAUCAAGCCGGUCGAAAUAGUCGAGCUCCCAGAAGAAUCGACGGUUGAAGACAUUAAAUCUCCAGACGGUAAGACGAAACGCAAAAUCACUACUAAGCGCACUAUCAAAAAGAAGGUAGGUCCAAAGGUAGAAACCACAGUACUCACCACAGAAACACACGAUGACCAACAACCAAUCGUCACAGUACACACAACUGAAACUGUAUCUGAUGAAGACACAACUGACUUUAAACACACAAUCGAACCUCAAAAGGCUACAACAAUCGAAGAAGCUCCUGAAACUGUAACCGUCACGCAAGUUAAAACUGAAACAGGCGAUGUUAAAAAGGUCAAAACAACGAAACGGGUAAUCAAGAAGAAACAAGGACCGAAAGAGGAAGUAACAGAAAUAACAACAGUAGAAAAGGACGGGGAAGCCCCAAUUACUACAUUCACUGUAACUGAGAAAGAAAUCCCUGAAGAGAUCAAGUCGGUAGAAACCACAGUACUCACCACAGAAACACACGAUGACCAACAACCAAUCGUCACAGUACACACCACUGAAACAGAAUAUGAUGAAAACACAACAGACUUCACACAAAACAUCGAACCUCAAAAGGCUACAACAAUCGAAGAAUCUCCAGAAUCUGUCACGGUCACGCAAGUAAAAACUGAAACAGGCGAUGUUAAAAAGGUCAAAACUACGAAACGGGUAAUCAAGAAGAAGCAAGGACCGAAGGAAGAAGUAACAGAAAUAACGACAGUAGAAAAGGACGGCGAAGCCCCGAUAACUACAUUCACUGUAACCGAGGAAGAAACACCUGAAGAUAUCAAGCCGGUCGAAAUAGUCGAGCUCCCAGAAGAAUCGACGGUUGAAGACAUUAAAUCUCCAGACGGUAAGACGAAACGCAAAAUCACUACUAAGCGCACUAUCAAAAAGAAGGUAGGUCCAAAGGUAGAAACCACAGUACUCACCACAGAAACACACGAUGACCAACAACCAAUCAUCACAGUACACACCACUGAAACAGAAUAUGAUGAAAACACCACUGACUUUACACAAACAAUCGAACCUCAAAAGGCUACAACAAUCGAAGAAGCUCCAAAAUCUGUCACGGUCACGCAAGUUAAAACUGAAACAGGCGAUGUUAAAAAGGUCAAAACAACGAAACGGGUAAUCAAGAAGAAACAAGGACCGAAAAAGGAAGUUACAGAAAUAACAACAGUAGAAAAGGACGGGGAAGCCCCGAUUACUACAUUCACUGUAACUGAGGAAGAAAUCCCUGAAAAGAUCAAGCCGGUCGAAAUAGUCGAGCUGCCGGAAGAAUCUACGGUUGAAGAUAUCAAAUCUCCAGACGGUAAGACUAAACACAAAAUCACUACUAAGCGCACUAUCAAAAAGAAAGUAGGUCCGAAGGUAGAAACCACAGUACUCACCACAGAAACACACGAUGACCAACAACCAAUCGUCACAGUACACACCACUGAAACAGAAUAUGAUGAAAACACAACAGACUUCACACAAAACAUCGAACCUCAAAAGGCUACAACAAUUGAAGAAGCUCCAGAAUCUGUCACGGUCACGCAAGUUAAAACUGAAACAGGCGAUGUUAAAAAGGUCAAAACAACGAAACGGGUAAUCAAGAAGAAACAAGGACCGAAAGAGGAAGUAACAGAAAUAACGACAGUAGAAAAGGACGGCGAAGCCCCGAUAACUACAUUCAAUGUAACCGAGGAAGAAACACCUGAAGAUAUCAAGCCGGUCGAAAUAGUCGAGCUCCCAGAAGAAUCGACGGUUGAAGACAUAAAAUCUCCAGACGGUAAGACGAAACGCAAAAUCACUACUAAGCGCACUAUCAAAAAGAAGGUAGGUCCAAAGGUAGAAACCACAGUACUCACCACAGAAACACACGAUGACCAACAACCAAUCGUCACAGUACACACAACUGAAACUGUAUCUGAUGAAGACACAACUGACUUUAAACACACAAUCGAACCUCAAAAGGCUACAACAAUUGAAGAAGCUCCAGAAUCUGUCACGGUCACGCAAGUUAAAACUGAAACAGGCGAUGUUAAAAAGGUCAAAACAACGAAACGGGUAAUCAAGAAGAAACAAGGACCGAAAGAGGAAGUAACAGAAAUAACAACAGUAGAAAAGGACGGGGAAGCCCCGAUAACUACAUUCACUGUAACCGAGGAAGAAACACCUGAAGAUACCAAGCCGGUCGAAAUAGUCGAGCUCCCAGAAGAAUCGACGGUUGAAGACAUUAAAUCUCCAGACGGUAAGACGAAACGCAAAAUCACUACUAAGCGCACUAUCAAAAAGAAGGUAGGUCCAAAGGUAGAAACCACAGUACUCACCACAGAAACACACGAUGACCAACAACCAAUCGUCACAGUACACACAACUGAAACUGUAUCUGAUGAAGACACAACUGACUUUAAACACACAAUCGAACCUCAAAAGGCUACAACAAUCGAAGAAGCUCAUGAAACUGUAACCGUCACGCAAGUUAAAACUGAAACAGGCGAUGUUAAAAAGGUCAAAACAACGAAACGGGUAAUCAAGAAGAAACAAGGACCGAAAGAGGAAGUAACAGAAAUAACGACAGUAGAAAAGGACGGCGAAGCCCCGAUAACUACAUUCACUGUAACCGAGGAAGAAACACCUGAAGAUAUCAAGCCGGUCGAAAUAGUCGAGCUCCCAGAAGAAUCGACGCUUGAAGACAUCAAAUCUCCAGACGGUAAGCCUAAACACAAAAUCACUACCAAGCGCACUAUCAAAAAGAAGGUAGGUCCGAAGGUAGAAACCACAGUACUCACCACAGAAACACACGAUGACCAACAACCAAUCAUCACUGUACACACAACUGAAACUUUAUCUGAUGAAGACACAACUGACUUUAAACACACAAUCGAACCUCAAAAGGCUACAAUAAUCGAAGAAGCUCCAGAAUCUGUCACGGUCACGCAAGUUAAAACUGAAACAGGCGAUGUUAAAAAGGUCAAAACAACGAAACGAGUAAUCAAGAAGAAACAAGGACCGAAAAAGGAAGUUACAGAAAUAACAACAGUAGAAAAGGACGGGGAAGCCCCCAUUACUACAUUCACUGUAACUGAGGAAGAAAUCCCUGAAAAGAUCAAACCGGUCGAAAUAGUCGAGCUGCCGGAAGAAUCUACGGUUGAAGAUAUCAAAUCUCCAGACGGUAAGACUAAACACAAAAUCACUACUAAGCGCACUAUCAAAAAGAAAGUAGGUCCGAAGGUAGAAACCACAGUACUCACCACAGAAACACACGAUGACCAACAACCAAUCGUCACAGUACACACCACUGAAACAGAAUAUGAUGAAAACACAACAUACUUCACACAAAACAUCGAACCUCAAAAGGCUACAACAAUUGAAGAAGCUCCAGAAUCUGUCACGGUCACGCAAGUUAAAACUGAAACAGGCGAUGUUAAAAAGGUCAAAACAACGAAACGGGUAAUCAAGAAGAAACAAGGACCAAAAGAGGAAGUAACAGAAAUAACGACAGUAGAAAAGGACGGCGAAGCCCCGAUAACUACAUUCACUGUAACCGAGGAAGAAACACCUGAAGAUAUCAAGCCGGUCGAAAUAGUCGAGCUCCCAGAAGAAUCGACGAUUGAAGACAUCAAAUCUCCAGACGGUAAGACUAAACACAAAAUCACUACUAAGCGCACUAUCAAAAAGAAGGUAGGUCCGAAGGUAGAAACCACAGUACUCACCACAGAAACACACGAUGACCAACAACCAAUCAUCACUGUACACACCACUGAAACAGAAUAUGAUGAAAACACCACUGACUUUACACAAACAAUCGAACCUCAAAAAGCUACAACAAUCGAAGAAGCUCCUGAAACUGUAACCGUCACGCAAGUUAAAACUGAAACAGGCGAUGUUAAAAAGGUCAAAACAACGAAAAGGGUAAUCAAGAAGAAACAAGGACCGAAAGAGGAAGUAACAGAAAUAACGACAGUAGAAAAGGACGGCGAAGCCCCGAUAACUACAUUCACUGUAACCGAGGAAGAAACACCUGAAGAUAUCAAGCCGGUCGAAAUAGUCGAGCUCCCAGAAGAAUCGACGGUUGAAGACAUUAAAUCUCCAGACGAAACCCCUGAAAAUAUCAAGCUCGUCGAAAUAAAAGUAGCCUUGAGAGAAAAACAGAAGCCCAGAAAAGAAGAUUCGACAGAACCAUCACCUGUGCUUCCGGAAAAACCAGCAAAAGCAAAACUUGUUCCUAUGAAAAUAGAACAACAAAAAAUGGUUAUUACCAAAGCACAACAUGCAGAACAAGUAGAAGGGCCACAGUUUAUUAAAUUGAAACUUAAGAAACCAAGCCUAAAACCCAAACAAGAGUCAGUAUCGGUUACACUCCCUAAGUUUCAGCUCAAAAGCCGUAUUAAAUAUAUUUCCGACUGGCCACCAAACGUCAACACGCCAAUUGUGUCAUUUUUGGGUAGCGUAAGACAAAAUGGCAUUUUGUCUCGAAAUGUUAAAGAAGCAGCAAAAAUUAAAAAGAAACAGUAUAAAGAACCAAUACUUAGCGAAAUUGAAAAGGUUGAACUUGAAACACCUUUGUUUGGACAUGAUGAUAUUGUACUUUCAUUAAAAGAAAGCUCCGAGGUAGGAAAACAAAAUCAAGAAUCGAUAGUGCAAAAUGAAGAUGAAGACUUACCUGGACAGUUUACCGUAAAACCCAGACGCCCCAGUGUAAAAGUAACUGAAGAAAUUGUUGACGAAGUAACACUUAAAAAGAAACUUAAGCCGGUGCGAAAGUCGUCAGUUACUUUACCUGAAAUUACUGAACCCGAAAACGUAACCUUUAGACCAAAAAGUACUAAAACUAAGGAAGAUGUAGAGCAAGAGUUUAACAUACAAUUAGAUUCAUAUGCUGAGGAAGAAAUUUCAAUGUCAAGCAAAGUUAAAUUGAAACCACAUAGGCAACCGACAUUCAACGAAGAAGCAGACGAAACUUCUAUUAAAUUUUAUGAAGAAACAGAAGGCCCAGAUGUUGUGGAAGUAAUCGAAAGUGAUAUCGAAGAGGGUGAAGAAACAGAAAAUGUUAUGUUAUCUUUAAAUAAAAAACCUAAAAAAAUAUCUAAAACUAAACAGAAAGAAAUAACAUCGAAUGUUACAGUUUCAAAACCCAAAAGUAUUCAAGCUCCUUCAGAAAUCUCUGAGGAUGUAAGUUUUAAAUUACAGCCUAAGUCAGAAUAUCAUAUAGAUGAUCAAGAAGAAGUAAGUUUUGAUGUAAAAUCACAAAUUGAUCAAUUCACAACGGAAGAAUUGUCACUUUCAAGCAAGAUUAAAUUAAAAGCUAAACGCAAAGUAUUAUUUGGUGAAGCUGCUGAUGAAACAUCUAUACAAAUAAGACAAGAAAUAGAAGACGACAGUCAAGCAGAAGAAAUAUUUUUGAGUGAAGAUGAGUCUGAAGAUAAAGUAGAAAUGGUAAUUAAAAGAAAACCUAAAAAACCAACCUAUGAAGUAAGUGAAAUCGAAGAAUUAAGUGUCGAGCUUAAACCAAAGAGAAUAAACGAAAACGCUUAUGAAGAAGAACAUAUCACAAUUUUAUCUAAACGUAAACCAAAGAAACCUUCUCUACAAGAAGCUGACGUUACAAUGAGCAUAUCGCGGGAACAAGACUUUCCAGACACACCUCUGGACGUCAGAAGCGGUGACACGGUGUUUGCCGUCUAUUCCUACGUCGCGGAGACGGAUGAGGCCAUCAAUCUUGUAGAGGGUGAACGACUCUACAUACUCGAAACUACGAACCAGGACUGGUGGUUUGUGCGUAAACAUUUGACGGAGGAGAAGGGUUGGGUGCCUGCGCAAUAUUUAAUGGAUGAAGCAAAUUACACACUUUACGUACAGAAGAAACUAAAUGAAAAAAUCGAUAAACUUCCUGUAUUUGAAAAGCCAACAUCUGAGGAACAGGCAGUGGCGCCAAUAUUCACAGAGAAACUUCGUCCAAAACAUACCCCUGAUGGUGCAACCGUCCAAUUUGAGUGUCAAGUGGAAGGCCACCCGAGACCGCAGAUUACUUGGUUCAGGCAAACAGCAAUAAUCAAGCCUUCUCAAGACUUCCAAAUGUACUAUGAUGAUGACAAUGUAGCAACAUUGGUCAUUCGGGAAGUAUUCCCUGAAGACGCUGGUACUUUCACAUGCGUUGCUAAGAAUGCUGCUGGGUUUGCUUCUAGCACCACUGAACUUAUUGUAGAAGCUCCAUUGUCAGACCAUGGUUCUGAAAUGACAGUCCUAUCAAGAAAAAGCCUUUCAAGGGAAUCGUCGCUGGCUGAUAUAUUGGAGGGCAUUCCACCCACCUUCUCUAAAAAACCGAAAGCACAAUAUGUAGAUGAAGGUUCCCAAAUAUUUUUGGAAUGCAGACUGGUUGCUAUUCCAGAGCCUGACAUUGUUUGGUUCUUCAAGGGAGAGGAAAUAACACCGGAUGAAAACAUUUCUGUUUGCACAGAAUCUGACAUGCACAUGUAUUGUAGUGUACUCAAGAUAUCAAAUGUUAAGAAGUUGCAGGAAGGCACCUAUACUGUAAUGGCUGUAAACCGUGAGGGUGAAGCUAGUUUACCUAUUGUGUUGAAGAUAAGAACAGGUCAAAAAGAAAAACCUCAAGUAAUAGAACCUUUGAAGAGCAUGAGCAUAAGAGAAGGGGAGAGUAUUGUGCUUUCAGCGCAAGUUGUAGGAAAUCCAGAACCAACUGUCUCGUGGUACAAAAAUAAUAAACCCACAAAACUUGUGACUAAAUCAGUUGGUGACAUGCACACAGUUACCAUUAUAAAUCCAAAGAAAGGAAAAGAUGACGGUGUUUACACUCUUAAAGCUGUCAAUUCUGAAGGUUCUGCUGAAACCAGUGCAGUUAUUACAAUAGAAGAAUCGACGGAGGAGAACGCGGAACCGCCUCUAUUUGUCAACCGAUUCCAAGAAAUCACCGUAAAAGAAAAUGAGACUAUAAAGCUAUUGGCUAAAGUUAAUGGUAAUCCUAUACCAAUUAUUACCUGGUAUAGAAACAAUCAAAUCAUUACACCUUCAGAUACAAUUACACAAAACUUUGAUGGAGAAAACAUCGAAUUAAUUAUAACAAAUGUAGACUCAGAAAUUGAUUCCGGUACUUAUAAAUGUGUAGCAUCAAACAGCGCUGGAAAGUCUUCUCAUGGCGCCAAAGUAACUAUAGAUGUAGAUAAAGUAACUUUCAUUAAAAAUCUAAGUAAGUCUUAUGAGACUGAGGAAGGCCAAACCAUAGUUCUCGAGUGUCAUACAUCACAUACCGUGUCUACAAAAUGGUACCUUAAUAAUAACGAGUUGAGUGGCAUGGACCACCGAGAAAUUAUUCAAGAAGGUCGGGUGCACAAACUUAGGAUAAAGAAAACUAAAAUAACUGAUUCAGGCACUAUCAAAUGUGUCGUUAAAGAUCAAGAAACAAAAUCUAAACUGACGGUACAUGAAACAGUGCCAGAGUUUACUCGCCGCCUACAAGACUUUGAAGUAAAAGAGAAAGAUAUUGCCAUACUAGAAGUGGAAAUCAAUUCAGAAACAGCUGAUGUUUCUUGGAAAAAAGACGGUGAGGAAAUUAAAACAAAGAAAAAUAAAUAUGAAUUAGAAAAGAGAGGUAACUUGAGAAAACUUCUUAUCAGAAACACGUCCGUUCAUGAUGAAGGUGAAUAUACCUGCAUUCUUCGAGAUGAUUCAUGCACAGCUGAAGUUACUGUAGUUGAACUACCCCCUGAAAUAAUAUCCCGUUUACAAGAUCAAAAAGUAUGCAAAGGUAACAAAGCUACUUUCGAAAUUGAGCUUACUAAAGGGGAUGCUUUGGUGAUUUGGUUUAAAGAUGGAAAAGAAAUUCAAUUCUCCAAUCACAUGCAACUAACAAUUGAUGGGAAGAAACAAAAAUUAAAGAUUUACGAUGCUGACGUUUCCGACGCUGGGGAAUACACAUGUGAGGUGGGUAGCGACAAGUGUAAAGCAAGACUAACUGUUGAAGAACCAUCUAUUUCCUUCACAAUGCGGCUGCCGGAAGUAACAGUAGUCCCAGCAAACACAGAUGCUUACUUGACCGUGGAAAUACCAGAUGAGACACUUGACGUCACUUGGUACAAGAAAAAAACAGUUAUCAGCGAUACAGAAAAGUUUACGCUCAUAUCAGACGUUACAAAACGAACACUCAUAAUAAGGAAAUGCACAGAAGAUGAUCAAAGCGAGUAUUCGUGUACACUUCUGGAUGCAAAGUGCUCAACUAAACUAAAAGUAGAAGUUGUGGAAUCACCGCCUAAGAUCUUAACGUACGAAAAGGAAUAUCGUGUUAAACGAGGUGGUGACGUUAGCAUUAAUGUUUUAUACGACGCUAUUCCUCAACCUUCCGACGAAUGGAUUGUAAACUCUAAAAUUAUUAAGAAGUCAAAACAUAUGAAACCAUCCAUUGACUCUGAAUCAGCCAGUCUUACGAUAAAGAAAGCGGAACCAUCUGAUGCCGGAACGUAUAAAUUAAAACUAGUCAAUAACUGUGGUGAAGCUGAAAUCGAAAUAAAUGUUAUAAUAACAGAUGUACCAUCUCCACCUGGAAAACCAAAUGUCCUCGAGACUGAUGACACAUCAAUCAAUAUUUAUUGGUCAGAGCCAGAAAACAACAACUAUUCCGAAAUAAUAUACUACAUUGUUGAAUACCAAGAAAUUAAUACAACAGAAUGGACAUCAAUAGAGAACGUUGUAAAAACACAACAUUGUGUAGAGAACCUUAAAACUAAAUCAUCAUAUAGAUUUAGGAUAUUUGCCGUCAAUGAUGUUGGGGUUAGUGAAUCUUCGGAAGUCACCGAGUACAUUAUUGUGCAGAAAACCACGGCAGCGAUACCACCAUCGGUAGAGAAGCCACUUAAAGACGUAGUUUGUGGUCCUAAAGAAGACGUCGAAUUGACGUGCAUAUUUGGAGGCAUUCCACAGCCUAGUGUUACUUGGAUGAAAGAUAAUAAGAAAUUAAAAACUGCAAAGGCCACUUAUGAGAACCGAGUAGCAACACUAAUGGUAACGUCUGCAUCGACCACAAGCUCUGAAGGCGAAUACAAAUGCAUAGCCACUAACGAACAUGGCGAAGUGGAAACGUCCUGCCAAUUGGAAAUACAGCAGAAACCUGUGAUAAGCAUAGCUGAAAAUGAGUUGAACCAAAAACACAGAGUAGGAGAAGAAUGGACUGUCACUGCUACAGUAAUAGGAAUACCUGAUCCUGACAUCACUUGGUACAAGAAUGGAUCUAAGAUAGACAAAUCCAAGGACAUUGAAAUAAUAACAAAGGGCAAUAUCGGUAUAAUCAAGAUAUUGAAAUUGGAACGUUCUCACACUGGAAAGUACACCAUCGAGACGAAGAACAAAGCUGGAGUUUCUUCCAUGGACGUGUCUCUUCGCGUGUUCGACAAGCCAAGUCGGCCGGAGGGUCCCGUGGUGAUGCGUGAGAUGAGCCGGGAGUCAGUGACGAUCGAGUGGAAGCCACCGAUAGAUGACGGCGGUCUGGAACUCACUAAGUACGCCAUCGAGAAACACGAGCCCGCAUCAGACGAAUGGGUCAAAGUAGCUGACGUGGACAAGGACGUCGACUCGUACUGUAUACAGCGGCUAAACGAAAACUCCGAGUACAUGUUCCGAGUGAUGGCCCAAAACCCCAUCGGCUAUUCUGACGCGCUCGAGAGUGAUCCGAUCGUUAUCAAAGUAUCUUUAGACGUUCCAUCACCACCUUUGGGUCCACUGGGUAUUUACGGAAUCAACAAGACCUCUCUAACCAUCAGUUGGCACACUCCGGAGCGCAACGGUGGCUCCCCGAUUCUGGACUAUAGUGUAGAGAUCCAGGUCGAAGGGGACCAGUGGAAGCAUGUCGCUACUGUCACGGAGACUGUGGCCAAGAUAGAGAAACUGGUCACAGGCGCUAAGUACAUGUUCAGGAUAUACGCCAGAAAUGAAAUCGGUACGAGUAAACCAUACGAAUCUGACGAGAAAAUCACUAUGGGCAAAACAUUGUCUCCUCCGUCGCAGCCACGGCAGCUGACCGUCCGAGGCAUGACCUCCAGGUCCGUCACUCUGCAGUGGCAAGCGCCAGACAGCGAUGGAGGCAGUCCCAUUACAAACUACAUCAUCGAGUACAAAACAGUGAAAGCCAAGUCUUGGACGAAGAUCAUCACGGUGAGCGGCAGCGUGCUCGAGCACUGCGCGGAGAACAUCAAGGAGAAGGAGGAGCUGGUGUUCAGGGUGUCUGCGGAGAACGCCGUGGGCGUCGGCCCGCCGGCGCAGUCCGAGGUGCUGCGGCUGCAGAAACAUGCCACGGUACCAUCGGCGCCGACCGGCCCUCUAGAGGUGCGCGGCGGCGGCGGCAGCGUGGCCCCGACGGCCUGGGGCAUCCCCGAGUGGGACGGCGGCGCGCCUCUGCUCGGCUACCACGUAGCCAUCCGUGACGUCACCAAGACCAUGUGGAUGGAGGUCGGGAAAGUCGACGCUUCCACGCUCAAGUUCAACAUCCGCGACCUGAGCGAGGGCCACACGUAUAUGAUACGCGUGUACGCGCGCAACGAGAUCGGCAUGAGCGAGCCGCUGGAGUCGGCGGAGCCCUUCCAAGUGCUGCCUGGAGAAGAUGGCGCGUUGCGGGCGGCAGACGAGGACGUGGGCGAGGUGACGGAGGGCACGGAGCCCUCGUUCAGCACGCAGACCAGCACGUCCUGGCUGCGCGACCACCACAUGGACGCCGACAUCCGCUCCUACGCCCGAGGAUCCCUACUGCGCCGCGACGAGUACUUCUUCCGCAUCUGGCACUACGCCAAACAGCUGUUCAAGUGAACCCACUGUGAUAAUCAUGAUUGUUAGCUACAUAGCGACCACUAACCGGUUGGCGGAUAUGUUAGCUCCCUAGUUUGGGAUUAUUUAUUUUUUCUUAAUUUUUUUGAAUCUAUUUAUUUAUAAAUAUGAGAUUUUUACAUCUGACAUGUACAGUUUUAAAUACUUAUUUAAAUACCUAUUUAUUGUAAUUAGAGAAGAUUAAUUUAUGAACUUAUUUAUUUGCAUAUAAAUUAUAAUAUUUUGUAAUUAUUUUGAUAGUAUCUGGUGAGUACCUGAAACUUUGGGUUUCAUCCAAUAGGAGAAAGGGAGACGAUCAAAUAUAGGUGCAAACGAUAAAUUGGAUGAAGCUUAAAGUUAAGUUCUCUUGUAUCAAAAUAAAUGUUUCAGUUAACUGCUA